AACUCCAGCCAAAGUGCCAAGAGUUGUUUUGUCAGUAUGGCUGCGUCAUUAUGAGAAACGUGACGUUCUGCUUCUGUGCAGACGGCUUCGAGGUGGAGCAGGAUGGUCGAGCCUGCAGAGGUAAGGACUGACAGCCAACAAGGGUAUUCAUCUAAAUCAAAGGGAUGGGUGGCAGAUAUUGACAAACUGAUGACAAAAAUAGAAUGGUAGCUCUAUUAAGUUCGACAACACAGUAAGUAAUAUUUGGAUCAUUCUGGAAUAGCUGCUACAUGGACGCACAUAUAUUGUAAACUGUAUGUGUGAAGGUGGCACUUUUAAGGUGUUUUUUUGGGGCCACAUUAAACUAGGUUUAUGUAUUUAGGUCAUGUUUGAACUGCACUUAGUUUGGAACAACUUCUUGCACCCCUCACUGUAGAUCACGACGACUGCACAGUAUAUGAUACAUGUAGCCAGACCUGUAUGAACACCUAUGGAUCAUAUAGAUGUAGCUGCACAGAUGGAUACAUCCUACAACCCAACAGAAGGUCCUGCAAAGCCAAGACCGGUAAGAUAAAUGAUGUAUCAUGGCUUUAAUAUGCAGCAUGUCUUUGAUGCAGAGAUUUCAUCUCUAGAAUGUGUUGUACCAAGGGUUUCCAUCUAUGAAGGGUUUCCAUCUAAUCAAUAUUACAUUUUACAUUUACGUCAUUUAGCAGACGAUCUUAUCCAGAGCGACUUACAAAUAGGUGCAUUCACCUUAUAGCCAGUGGGAUAACCACUUUACAAUGUUUUUAUUUUUUAUUGUAUUUUUUUAUUUUUUUGGGGGGGGGGGGGUAAGGGGGGGGUAGAAGGAUUACUUUAUCCUAUCCCAGGUAUUCCUUAAAGAGGUGGGGUUUCAAAUGUCUCCGGAAGGUGGUGAGUGACUCCGCUGUCCUGGCGUCGUGAGGGAGCUUGUUCCACCAUUGGGGUGCCAGAGCAGCGAACAGUUUUGACUGGGCUGAGCGGGAACUAUAUUUUCCUUUGUGUGUAUUGGAAUAACACAAAAAAAACAGGAAAAAAGCAAAUUUGACAUAAUUUCACACAAAACUCAAAAAAUGGGCCGGACAAAAUGAUUGGCACCCUUAACUUAAUAUUUAGUUGCACACCCUUUGGAAAAAAUAACUGAAAUCAGUCGCUUCCUAUAACCAUCAAUAAGCUUCUUACACCUCUCACCCGGAAUUUUGGACCACUCUUCUUUUGCAAACUGCUCCAGGUCUCUCAUAUUGGAUGGGUGCCUUUUCCCAACAGCAAUUUUAAGAUCUCUCCACAGGUGUUCAAUGGGAUUAAGAUCUGGACUCAUUGCUGGCCACUUCAGAACUCUCCAGCGCUUUGUUGCCAUCCAUUUCUGGGUGCUUUUUGAAGUAUGUUUGGGGUCAUUGUCCUGCUGGAAGACCCAUGAUCUCGGACGCAAACCCAGCUUUCUGACACUGGGCCCUACAUUGCGACCCAAAAUCCUUUGGUAAUCCUCAGAUUUCAUGAUGCCUUGCACACAGUCAAGGCACCCAGUGCCAGAGGCAGCAAAACAACCCCAAAACAUCUUUGAACCUCCACCAUAUUUGACUGUAGGUACUGUGUUCUUUUCUUUGAAGGCUUCAUUACAUUUUCGGUAAACAGUAGAACGAUGUGCUUUACCAAAAAGCUCUAUCUUGGUCUCAUCUGUCCAUAAGACGUUCUCCCAGAAGGAAUUUGGCUUACUCAUGUACAUUUUGGCAAACUGUAGUCUUGCUUUUUUAUGUCUCUGUGUCAGCAGUGGGGUCCUCCUGGGUCUCCUGCCAUAGCGUUUCAUUUCAUUCAAAUUUCGACGUAUAGUUCGCGCUGACACUGAUGCACCCUGAGCCUGCAGGACAGCUUGAAUUUCUUUGGAACUUGUUUGGGGCUGCUUAUCCACCAUCCGGACUAUCCUGCGUUGCAACCUUUCAUCCAUUUUUCUCUUCCGUCCACGUCCAGGGAGAUUAGCUACAGUGCCAUGGGUUGCAAACUUCUUGAUCAUGUUGCGCACUGUGGACAAAGGAACAUCUAGAUCUCUGGAGAUGGACUUGUAACCUUGAGAUUGUUGAUAUUUUUCCACAAUUUUGGUUCUCAAGUCCUCAGACAGUUCUCUUUUCCUCUUUCUGUUCUCCAUGCUUAGUGUGGCACACACAGAAACACAAUGCAAAGACUGAGUCAACUUCUCUCCUUUUUAUCUGCUUUCAGGUGUGAUUUUUAGAUUGCCCACACCUGUUACUUGCCCCAGGUGAGUUUAAAGGAGGAUCACAUGCUUGGAACAAACUUAUUUAUCCACAAUUUUGAAAGGGUGCCAAUAACUUUGUCCGGCCCAUUUUUUUAGUUUUGUGUGAAAUUAUGUCAAAUUUGCUUUUUUCCUGUUUUUUUUUGUGUUAUUCCAAUACACACAAAGGAAAUAAACAUGUGCAUAGCAAAACAUGUGUAAUUUCAAUACUUUUCUGUGAGAAAUACUUCAUUUUCUGGAAAAAUUUCAGGGGUGCCAACAAUUUUGGCCAUGACUGUAUGAAUAUGAAUUUAAGUUUUAAGUAUAGCCGACCUGUAACAUGGCCUGAGCUAUUUAAUGUCUACAUGUCUUUGCUGUUCUGUGGUACUUUGCCCUUUAGGGCCAACAUAAUGUGAUGAUUCAACCAGGUAACUUUACAAUUGUUGCAGAAAAUACAAGAGGGUUGUUAAAGGGAUACUUCAGGAUUUUGACAAUGAAACCCGUGAUCUACUUCCCCAGAGUCAGAUGAACUCAUGGAUACCAUUUUUAUGUCUCAAGAAUUCAGUAUGAACGUAUGGACGUCUGUGGCAUCUGAUAGCAUGCUAGCAGUUACAAUAGACUUCCAGUCAUUGCGCUAACACUAGUUUGCAAUUGUGUUAACAUUAGUUAGUAACUUACUUCAAACUGCACACAGAGACAUAAAAAUGGUAUCCACGAGUUAAUCUGACUCUGGGGAAGAAGAUAAAGGGCUUCAUUGACAAAAUCCUAAAGCAUCCCUUUAAGACAUAAUCUUUGAAGGAAAGGAUUUAACAAGAGAGGGAACCCUGAUUUAUGACUUGCAUUACUUCCAUUACUCAAGUACCGUGUGAGCUAAACUUUCCUUAGAGUGGUAAAUCACACUCUUCAUGGGUGAAUAGAAGUCCAGUGCAUGCACACUCACUCACACACACACAAACACACACACACACACACACACACACACACACACACACACACACACACACACACACACACACACACACACACACACACACACACACACACACACACACACACACACACACACACACACACACACACCUCCUUACAUUUCCCAUACUGUAUGUCUCCCAGGUCAAUAACAGUUGUAAAACACCCGGUGACAAUCCUUUGUUUGCUUUCCUGCUGGAUCUACAGUAGUGGGCUAUCCCUUAGUAAGAGAUUUACAGUAGUUGUCUUUCCCUUUUGAAAUAGUCCAUAAACAAUGGAACCUAAACAGUGACUGGACAUUAGCAGUAAUUGUGAAAGCGGCAGUAAAUUCAACGUCCCAAACUAGCUGAAUAGUGGAAUGCUAGCAUUUUAACAUGCUGCUUGCACAGUAAUGGCCGAAGCUACAUAGACAUCUGUAAAAGCUUGUCUAUAACAACUUGUUAUAGAGAAUUAAUCAGAGAUUUUUGGAAACAAAUUAAUUUUUACCUGAUGGGUCAUUAGCAGCAAGCAAGUACUUAUUAUAAGUAUCCUUUAAUAAUUUAUGUAUGGAUACUAAUUUCAGUCUCUCUCUUUCUCAGAUCCUGGGGACAGACCACCUGUGUUGCUGAUUGCAAGUACAGAACAUAUCACAGUGACACACCUCAAUGGGUCUUCUCUACCCAACCUAAAGCCAUUGGAUACUAAUCAGACGAUUCACACAUUGGAUUUCUAUUACAAGGAGGAAUCAUUAUGUUGGAUCUCCUCUACAAACUCCAACGGUCAGCUUUGGUGUGCCACCAUGACAAAGUUAAAAGAGUUUUCACAGAUGCGAAGAGUAAGGAUAGGAGAGAAUCUAGAGAGUAAGUUUCAUUCUAAAUUAUGUAGAAAUAUUUCUCAUAAGGGUUUGGAUGUUGCUGCCCCAACAAAAAUGUUUGCUCUUGUCACAAUGUCUUUGUUAUUAUGUGCUUUUUUGUUAUUUUGGUUGUAGAUGUGGAACAUUUUGCCAUAGACUGGCUCACAAGAAACAUUUACUUUGUGGAUAGAGUAAGUGAAAGAAUAUAUGUCUGCAAUGAACAAGACGACACAUGUGUCACAAUAGUCGAUCUCGAUCUUCAAAACCCUGGCGGAAUUGCUCUGGAUUCAUUGAUGGGGUAAGUUGAGAAAUUGAGAAAUGUCUUUUGUGCAAGGUUUUUCAGUCUUUAAAUAUGCCUCAGCUUGCCAUCAGCUGCUGUACUGGUACCAACACUCUUUUUUCGUUUGAUUUAAGGUUCAUUGUAGUGGAACCAGAUGAUAUAUUUUCAUUUUCUAAAAGCAGCAACAGACACCACUAUAUUUACUUUCACAUUCUACAGAAUGUCUUUAUUUUUUUUUAUUUUUUUUUACUUUAAAUCAAACUGACUCUGCUCACAACAUUUGACAACUCAAUUUUAGCAGACCUGUAUUCGUAUGUGAUGCAGCGCUGUACCAGUUGUCAAAACUGAGUGCCACCUCCAGCUGAUAAAGAAACUUUGUGUGCGUCCCAACUGGCACUCUAUUCUCUACAGUAUAUAGUGCACUACUUUUGACUAGAGCCCUAUGGGCCUUAGUAAAAAAUGGUGCACUGUAUAGGGAAUAUGAUGCUGUUUGAGACAGUCUAUUUUAAGGCGUAGACUUCCAAACCCGUGAUAUUCCUGACUUGGAUUUAAGUGGCUCCUACACCUUAGCAGUCAGUUGCUGUUAGGAGAAUGUGUUAUCCUCCUGAGCCACUCACUGCACUCACACGCAACAAAGCUGCUUUCACAACAUCAAAGUGAGAUGGGGUAAUAUUCCAGGAGCAAUGUGUUGAAUUAUUGAUGCGAUAUCAUCUGCAAGACAUUAGUUCUCCUUCGGGAGAAAAUGACUCCCUUCUACUCCCAUGAUAUCUGUCAGAUGACAUCUGACAAAGGGAAUUUAGACGAGUACUAUCUAAGGAUUUAAUGUAUUUUAAAUGGGUUUCACUUACAGUAGUUAAGUGUUAUAGUGCUGUGCUAAAAUGGAGUUGGAUUGUAGAAAUUAAUGAAAAGCGAAUAGAGGUAUUGUCUCAGUCUGAUUUGAUCUGAUACAUUUGUUUUGCAUAGACCAAUCAAAUGUUUCAAAUUAGUAAUUUUAGGGUUGAUACAUUUUUAAUAGAUUAAUCAUACUGGAUCUUAUCAAAAACAAGUGAAGGGUGAAGGUAAACUCUGCAUGCAGACAUACUUCUGUUCUGAAGCUCAAUGUUGAAAAGAGCCUUGAUGCUGAAAUAAGUCAUUGGCAUGGUGCAUUUGGUUGACUGCAUCUAGAAUAGCUUUCUGAUUGGUGGUAUUGAUUUCUUUAAUUACAAAACACUACUUAACUGUUCGAAUGAGCUUUCAAAUAUAGUUGAACGAAAACCACUAAUUUGCAGCACAACAUUGCAUGUGACAAAUUCUGUAGGUGACUGGCGUGUGAAAUAAGAAUCACAAGGAGGGACCGUUUCUAUUGUGAUUCCACAGUUGAUUUCUCCACAACACCUUUUCCCUACUGUUUAUGGGACAGUGCACAUUACUCAAUGUUUCAGGUUCAACAAUGUUAAAGUAUCGGAGCUAGCAACAAAGCUAAUUUCCAUCUGUAGUCAAAAAUGUAGGCCUACUGUACAUUGAUUCUCAAUUGUGGUUUGAUUCUGUAAAAACUGUUUUAUACACUGGGAUUCAACUUGCUUUUCAGGAAAAUGUUCUUUACGGAUUUGGGGGGUACGGCCAAGUUGGAACAGUGCAAUAUGGACGGCACCAACAGAACCAGGAUAGUGGAGAACAGAAUAGAGAAGCCCACAGCUGUUACUCUAGACCUGGUUAGAAAGCUGGUCUACUGGGCAGAUGCUGGCCUGGACUAUAUCGAUGUGGUGGAUUACAAUGGGAGCAACCGGCACACUGUUAUCCAUGAAAGCUCUGUAAGUACAGCGUGUGACAGUUGUUCUCCUAUGAUCUUCCCAUUUCCAAUGUUCAAUAAUUCUUUGUUUCAGAGAAACCAUAUACUAUUUUAUCAAAGGGCAUGCCAGUUGGUCUCACUUUAGUGGUACUUUGUGAGGGUUCAAUAAGAUAGUCCAAAUGAACUACGCUUUUGUUAAGGAGUGGAGUGGAUACUCUGCUGAGUGUGGACUUUCUCUCACCCUCCCUCUUGGGAUUGUUCACUAUGUAGUGCUGACCCUGGAUACCUGCCAGGGGUUUGAAGUGAAGAAGCCAUCUAGCUGUGUGUGCUAGAACGCUUACGUAGAGACAAUGGUUACAUCCCAAAUGGCAUCCUAUUCUGGUCAAAAGGGGUGCACUACAGAGGGAAUAGGGUUGAGAAAGACGCAUCCAAUGGUACUGUACAUUCCUGAUACUGCUGCUGUAUCCCCUUGCCACAGCAUUUUCCAAUGGAUUAGAAUGGAGCGGAAGAGCAGGCCCAGCUAGCACAUUUGGUUCCUUGGAAGUUGUGGGAACAGACAUUUUUGGUUUCCCAUUGGUUCUGGGAACGAAGCCAUAAGUGAAAAUUGUGCCUCUUCUGGGAACGUACAUUUUUAGGUUGCAGAAAGGUUCUGAGAACAUUUUACUAUGGUUCCCUAAAAGUUUUCCUGGGAGGUUUUAUUAACGUUUUGAGAACGUAAAUUAUAGGUUAUUUGAAGGUUAUUAAAUAACGUUCUGAGAACAUGUUUCAAAAAGACUUUUAAUAACACUGCUAGCUUAGUUUGGGUUAACUGUUUUGAACUCCAAGCACAGAUAGGACACAUGGAAAUGUAUUUGCUUAGGCAUUAAUCAUACAAAAACAUUUAUUUUUUAUUGUGGCACGGCAUAAGUGACAUUCAAACCUAUGAUCUUCUGUUCUCUAUCCAUGGAAUUAUUCCACUGUGCGAGCAGGAUGGAGCUAGCAUGCCAUGUUUUUUUAACUCAUAUGAAGCUGUUCAUUUUAGUCUAUUCAAACAGACCCCAUUUCAAAGGAAACAAGCACUCAUUAAGAUCAGGUGUGGCCAAUUACACACCUGAACACACUUAACAAGAUAGAGGAUAGAGAGUUUUGUUGACGCUGAGAACGGAAUGUAUAUGUUAAAUAACAUUCUCAGAACGUUCUUUGAACGUUACUAAUGUUUUCUUGUGGUUUUUAUGGAAAGUUUUCUUAAUGUUCUGAGAACAUUACUUUAAAUAGAACCAUGAGGAAACCUGUAGAAAACGUUAUGCUGAAGUAUUGAAAUUCCCACAGAAAAACAUUGUUUGUUCACAUUCUCUGAACAAUUUGAGAACAUUACUUUAAAUAGAACUAUGAGGAAAUGUAUGCUGAUGUACAGAAAUUCCCACCUAAGAAACAUAUGGUUCUCAGAACGUUAUGUGCUAGCUGGGUAUCCUGCACCAUUUCAAGAAUGUUGUUGGAAUCAGUGGAGGCUGCUGAGGGGAGGACGGCACAUAAUAAUGGCUGGAAUGGAGUAAAUGGAAUAGCAUCAAACACAUGGAACAGUAUUUGAUACCAUUCCACUCAUUCUGCUCUAGCCAUUACCACGAGCCCGUCUUCCCCAAUUAAGGUGCCACCAACCUCCUGUGGUUGGAAUAUUGUAUGUAAAUUAACCAUAGGACAACCACCCUCUCACCAAGCACUAAGAAACGUUAUGUGCUAGCUGGGGGCAAAUGUGUUUACCUGGGGAUUAAGUUGAGAUGAAUGAAACAUCAAAAUAGCCUAUCGUUGCUCUAUAGAACUGUGCUCCUCCUUCCUCUUGUCACUACUGCUCUCUUUGUCUUCCAGUUGGAGCACCUCCACGGAUUAUCACUCUUUGAAGAUUAUUUGUUUGCAACUCGCACCGAGCCCUCUAAAGGAACAAAAGCGGACAUUUUACAGAUAAAUCGAUUUAACGUCACAGAUGUUCAAAUUGUAACCACGGUUGAGAAUUCUGUGGGAAUACGUGUUUACCAAAAACUCACCCAACCAACAGGUAAAAAGCAAAAUAUAGUGUUUCUUGCAUGUUUAGAAGAUAGCUGUGUGUGUGUGUGUGUGUGUGUGUGUGUGUGUGUGUGUGUGUGUGUGUGUGUGUGUGUGUGUGUGUGUGUGUGUGUGUGUGUGUGUGUGUGUGUGUGUGUGUGUGUGGACAUAUUAACUAUACUUGUGGGGACCAGAAUUCCCCACAAGAAUAGUAAACCAAGAAAAAUUUGACCAACUGGGGACAUUUUGUUGGUCCCCACAAGGUAAAAUGCUAUUUCUAGGGGGUUUAGGAUUAAAGUUAGUGUUAGGGUUAGAAUUAGGGUUAGGGUUAGGAGAUAGGGUUAGGGUUAGGGUUAGGUUUUUGGGUUAAGGUUAGGGUAAAGGUACGGGUUAGGGAAAAUAGGAUUUUGGAUGGGACUGAAUUGUAUGUCCCCACAAGGUUAGCUGCGCAAGACUGUGUUUGUGCGUGUGUGUGUGUGCGUGUGUGUGUGUGUCGUGUGUGGUAUCCACCCUCAUGUCCUAUCUCUCUCUGCAGUCAGGACUCAUGCGUGUGAUCCCGAUCCGUCUGGAAGAAAAGGAGGAUGCUCGCACAUGUGUCUGCUCAGUGGAAGUUACAAAUCCAGAUCCUGUCGCUGUCGAACAGGCUUUGUACUGAGAAGUGACAGCAAAUCCUGCAAGAGUAAGUUCAUAUUAGGACAUAUUAUGUCAUGUCUUGACAGUCAUAGUGUCAGUCAGGGGCAAAGUAACUUCUAAAAUUAGUGACAGCGCCCCACAAACCAAAUGCCUGCAACUUUGUUCUAGUGCGUUCCUCUGUCAGGUCUACUGAACAUCACAUCUAGUCAACCCAAACAACAUCUCAUUCUCUGCAUGUUACUAAUGACUUCGUUUUGGUCAGCUUCAAUGCUUCCCGUUAACUUUGUCUCAAGCAUUGCUUUAGCACAGACUGGUUUUGGAGAAAGGGAUUGAUUGAUUGAUUUGACAAGGUCUAAUCAGCAUAACUAAUUCUUGCUUUAAUUUAGGUAAUUGGAAUUAGCUUAUUCUCCUCGUCUUAGAUAGGAUACGUUUUGUCAAAUGGUUUAAUUUCCUGUGUUGGAUGGAAGAAAAGCUAAUCAAGUCAAUUUAAUUACACACUGGCAGGGUAAAGAAGAUUAGUAGUUGAUGGUUUAUUUAUGUCAUCUUCAUAACACUUCCUAUGAGCACCCUCUUCAUAAUGCAUUAUAACCUCCCUCUGCAGAGCCUGUGAAUGAGGUAUUCCUGUUCUACGGACGAGGGAGACCUGGUGUCAUCCGAGGCCUGGACCUGAAUAGCAAGUCGGAGGCUGAGCACAUGGUACAGAUUGACAAUCUUGUAAACCCACGGGCGAUCGGCUUCCAUGCAGAGACCAGUCACAUAUACUUUGCCGACACAACCAGCUUUCUGAUUGGCCGACAAAGACUGGAUGGGACCAAUCGAAAAACGAUCCUCAAAGAUGGUCAGUGCAUUCAGAUGGUUCUGGUUGUUAGGUAAAAACUUCAAGUAACCUUUAGAUGAGAUAUUCCAGAUGUUGACAAAAAAUAGCACCUUUAAGUUAAUGAAUUGAGAAUCAUGCCAACCAAGUUAUGUGAGGAUUAAACUCAUGUGGACAGACGCAGGUAACAUAGGAUUGUAUCAUAGCAUCCGUCAACAGACUGUGAGAUGCGACGACUAACGAGGAACUCUGUUCCGGUGCGCAGAUAUUUUGGACAAAUCACAAUUUCACAGGUGUUCGCAUCUUUCAAAUUUCGGAAGGGUAGGGUACAUUUGGCCCAUGCUUUGGUUGAGAGUUUUCAUUUAGAGGGGGUGGAAACUUAGUCUUGUUAGUAUAUUUCCUCAUACAUCUCCCCCAGAACAUAAUCGAACAUCUGACGCAGUUACGCAAGAUUUUAGUUCUGAGAUUAUGUGAGGAUAGGAGUCCUACGUCUUCUUUACAUACCUUGCAUGUACCUGUACACCUCUGUACACAAAUGAAUCAUAUGUUAUUCAUACUUUGAAAGGUCUUAAAGUUGUGUCCCCGAAUUAGGUCAAUCUCUAAUACCCAAAAGCGUUCUGUGUAAGCAGCAUUAUUUUUGCAUGGCUGUUGUGUUGUGUAUGAUUAAUAUAUCUGCUACAGUAGAUUCUAGAACAAUGCUUUGGGGUUUCGAUUCCGUUAACGACGAUCUGGAGACAGUGAUAGAUUACGCUCCUGCAGGGAUAAUCAAGUAGAGGAUAACAGCAGGGUACUGUAUGCAUUUAAUUCUCUUUUUUUUCCCCCUCACAUCCUGACCUAGACCUUGAUAACGUAGAGGGGAUCUCAGUGGACUGGAUAGGGAACAACUUGUACUGGACAAAUGACGGCUACAGGAAAACAAUCAGCGUUGCCAGAUUGGAGAAAGCUGCACAAACCAGGAGAACUCUGUUAGAGGGAGAUAUGUCUCACCCCAGAGCGAUCGUGGUGGACCCUCUGCACAGGUGAAAAUGUAUUUUACAGUUGACACCCUGAUAAGGCCUCCUCAUGUAGUGACGUUUCAGUAGAUAUUGGUUUGGACAUAAGAUGUUAGGACCCAAUUUUGGUACUGUUUUGAGUAAAUUGACUCUGGCCGGGAUUCAAUCCUAUCAGUGGUAGAUCCACAUUUUAGCACGCUUGACAUUUAAAGGUAAUUUUCACUUGAGACGACAUAUGCAGUGUUUACCUGAAUGCGGUCUCCACAAAUGCUGAAACAUUGCCUUUAAAAUGUGCAUAGCCGACAAAGCGCGAUUGGAUUAAAUCGCGGCCUACAUCUCCAUCUGAGGAAAGGAGCUGAGGUUGGACACUUUUCGGUUAGUUAAUUAUAAGAAUGAGCUUAGAGGUGAGAUGGAGACUGAAAUGCUGUGAAUUGCUGCUCUGGCAAAAAAUGUAAGUAGUGUGUUGCUCUCUGGUAUAACAGGCUUAACAGUGUCAGAGCAGCCUAGAGUGUCUGCUGCUUUUCGUGAACUUUAGAGUGAUUUGAUUUGAUUUUCACACAUUUGGUAUCAUGUCUUAAAAAAUAUACAGUAUAUACACUGAGUAUACCAAACAGGUUUGAGUUACACCCCACCCCUCCCUACCUUUUUGCCCUCAGAACAGCCUCAAUUCGUCUGGACAUGGACUCUACAAGGUGUAGAAAGCGUUCCACAGGGAUGCUGGUCCAUGUUGACUCCAAUGCUUCCCACAGUUGUGUCAAAUUGGCUGGAUGUCCUUUGGGUGGUGGAUGAUUCUUGAUACACAUGGGAAACUGUUGAGCGUGAAAAACCCAGCAGCGUUGCAGUUCUUGACACAAACCGGUGCGCCUGGCACCUACUAACAUACCGCGUUCAAAGGCACAUUCACCCUCUGAAUGGCAGACGUAUACAAUCCAUGUCUCAAGGCUUAGAAAUCCUUCUUUAACUUGUCUCCUGCCCUUCAUCUACACUGAUUUGAAGUGGAUUUAACAAGUGACAUCAAUAAGGGAUCAUAGCUUUCACCUGGAUUCACCUGGUCAGCCUAUGUCAUGGAAAGAGCAGGUGUUCAUAAUGUUUUGUAUACUCUGUGUAUAUUUGGGCUAAAUGAUCUACCUCUCUAUGCUAAACCAUCGUAUUGAUAAUUCAUUUUUUCUGGUUUUCAGCUGGAUGUACUGGACAGACUGGGAGGAGGAUGAGGUGAACGAUAGUGUUGGCAGGAUAGUGAAAGCCUGGAUGGAUGGAUCCCACCGGCAGGACUUUGUCACUUCAGACAUACUGUGGCCUAACGGACUCACUCUAGACCAUGGCUCCAGUAACAUGUACUGGUGCGAUGCUUAUUAUGACCACAUAGAGAAAAUCUCCCUCGAUGGCACCCACAGAACGGUUAGUAAAUGAGUGAGUGUUCUUUUCUACUGAUUAAGACUAUACCAUCAACAAAUAUGUAUACCGGUAGUUACAUUUGAAUAUGUACAUUUAUUUUCAAUAUUUAUAUGUUUGCAAAUACAUGGCUCCAUCAAAAAAGUUGCUUUUAACUGUGAAUUAUUGUCUAACAUGUUCUUUGUUUCUUUUAUCCAAAGGUGGUGUAUAACGGCAAAGAAUUAAACCAUCCCUUUGGAAUUUCCCUGCACCAGAAUUCUGUUUUCUGGACCGAUUACAUGAACGCCUCUAUUUUCCAACUGGACUUGCAGUCAGGGCAGGUUGCUCUUAUGAGAAGUGAGAAACCCCCUCUUUUUGGGCUAUCUGUGUACGAUGCUCAAAGGCAGCAAGGUAAAUACACAAUCACACUAUAUCAUUGUCAUGCACCAAAACUAUUUAAAUACAAGACUGGCUCACUUUUUGGAAUAUAAAUAUAUCAGAGACUAGUGGAUAUAUAAUAAUCAUUAUGUACAGUACAGGAUCCCUGUGUCUCUCAACCCUGUGAAACCAGUUUUUUUCAUCAAACCUGAUGAGAUGGUGAGCUGAGGGGACCUUGGAUGAAAUUACAACACUGAAAAUGGCUGAAGUGCUAAACUUGGGCUUUGCUCCAGCCAGGGGGUUUGAAAUGCAUGACAGUUAAUAAGUCAUAAGAUUCUCUUUAGAUUUCUCCCUUUUAGCAUAUUUUAUAUGCCACAACUCUGGCACUCAGGCUCCUUACAGUAGGGGGUCAGGCAUAUUUUAGUCUGUCUGGUGCAACCCUUCUCUAACAGCCAAACCUCAUAGCCAUGGAGGACGAGUCAUAAACAAAGAGAUGAUUGACUCAAUGAGAAUUUUAAGCUGAGGAUGUCCUCAAAUGUACACCGACUCUAAUCCUUUAACAGCUACUUAUAGUUACCCCAGGCCAUGCUUUCAGACUCAGCUGCACUGGGGUUGUCAUGAUAACAGUCAUUGGUUGGCACAGGGAAGCACCUGUCUGUCCUGUCUCUCAAUACCCCAAAAGGAACGCUGAACUCAGCUGGGUGCCACUUACCUCAGCCUUCACAACUUCUUCAUAUGCCUUAUUUCACCUCAGACUUCAUCAUGCCUUUUUACCGCUCUUCGUAUCCCUCCACUCCAAAUAAAGUUUCAUCUACUUCAAGGAGGACGCCAAACGAUCCGUCAGACACAGUGUUCCGUUUUCAUCUGUUGAUGUUGUCGCUCAGACUUUUAAUAGCAGCGGGGUUUGGAUGAUUCUGCCUUUGGCUGAGUCAUGUAAACAGUCUCUCUGACUGGCAUGCGAAUAGGAAUACAGACAUAAAGCCGUUUUAUGAAAGUUUUGAAUAAAGUAUUUGGUAUAAUAGCGUCAUUGUAACUAGAAUCAUAUACAGUGCAUUCGGAAAGUAUUCAAACCCUUUGACUUUUUCCACAUUUUGUUACGUUACAGCCUUAUUCUAAAAUUGAUUAAAUUGUAUUUUUUUCCCUCAUCAAUCUAUACACAAUACCCUAUAAUGACAAAGCAAAAACAGGUUCGUAGUAACUUUUGCAAAUGUAUUAAAAACAAAAAACGGAAAUAUCACAUUUACAUAAGUAUUCAGACCCUUUACUCAGUACAUUGUUGAAGCACCUUUGGCAGCGAUUACAGCCUCAAAUCUUCUUGGGUAUGACGCUACAAGCUUGUCACAUCUGUAUUUGGGGAGUUUCUCCCAUUCUUCUCUGCAGAUCCUCUCAAGCUCUGUCAGGUCUCUCCAGAGAUGUUCGAUCGGGUUCAAUUCCGGGCUCUGGCUGGGCCACUCAACGACAUUCAGAGACUUGUCCCAAAGCCACUCCUGCAUUGUCUUAGCUGUGUACUGAGGGUCAUUGUCCUGUUGAAAGGUGAACCUUCGCCCCAGUCUGAGGUCCUGAGCGCUCUGUAGCAGGUUUUCAUCAAGGAUCUCUCUGUACUUUGCUCUUUCCAUCUUUCCCUCAAUCCUGACUAGUCUCCCAGUCCCUGCCGCUGAAAAACAUCCCCACAGCAUGAUGCUGUCACCACCAUGCUUCACCAUAGGGAUGGUGCCAGGUGUCCUCCAGACGUGACAUUUGGCAUUCAGGCCAAAGAGUUCAAACUUGGUUUCAUCAGACCAGAGAAUUUUGUUUCUCAUGGUCUGAGAGUCUUUAGGUGUCUUUUGGCAAACUCCAAGCGGGCUGUCAUGUGCCUUUUACUGAGGAGUGGCUUCCAUCUGGCCACUCUUCCAUAAAGGCCUGAUUGGUUGAGUGCUGCAGAACGUUCUCCCAUCUCCACAGAUGAACUCUGGAGCUCUGUCAGAGUGACCAUCGGUUUCUUGGUCACCUCCAUGACCAAGACCCUUCUCCCGAUUGCUCAGUUUGGCCUUGCAGCCAGCUCUAAGAAGAGUCUUGGUGGUUCCAAACUUCUUCCAUUUAAUAAUGAUGGAGGCCACUGUGUUCUUGGGGACCUUCAAUGCUGCAGAAAUGUUUUGGUACCCUUCCCCAGAUCUGUGCCUCGACACAAUCCUGUCUCGGAGCUCUACGGACAAUUCCUUCAACCUCAUGGCUUGGUUUUUGCUCUGACAUGCACUGUCAACUGUGGGAUCAAAAAUAGACAGGUGUGUGCCUUUCCAAAUCAUGUCCAAUCAAUUGAAAAUACCACAGGUGGACUCCAAUCAAGUUGUAGAAAUAUCUCAAGGAUGAUCAAUGGAAACAGGAUGCACCUGAGCUCAAUUUCGAGUCUCAUAGCAAAGGGUCUAAAUACUUAUGUGUCACGAUCGUCGAAGGAGGAGGACCAAGGCGCAGCGUUGAAGGCAAACAUACUUCUUUAUUAGUGAUUUCACGAACAAAACAACAAACGAUAACGUGACGUCCACGGUCUAACACAAACCACACUGGAACAAGAUCCCACAACCACUGUGGGAAAACAGCCUGUCUAAAUGUGGUUCCCAAUCAGAGACAACCAGCAACAGCUGACACUCGUUGCCUCUGAUUGAGAACCACACUGGCCAACAUAGAAAUACUUAAACUAGAAUGGAAAACACAUGAAAACUCACACCCUGGCUCAACAUACUAGAGUCCCCAGAGCCAGGGCGUGACAUUAUGUAAAUAAGGUAUUUCUGUUGUUAAUUUUAUUAUAAAUUUGCAAACAUUUCUAAAAACCUGUUUUUGCUUUGUCAUUAUGGGAUAUUGUGUGUAGCUUGAUGAGAAAUUGUUUUUAUUUAAUCCAUUUUAGAAUAAGGCUGUAACGUAACAAAAUGUGGAAAAAGUCAAGGGGUCUGAAUACUUUCCGAAUGCAGUGUAUCUGCUAGCAUUACAGUUAUGAGUUAUGUUAUUGUCUUCCUAAUAUGUUGCAUUAUAAAGGCUGCAGCUGCCAAGAAUUAUCUGAUUUAGCCUACUUUGGUUUAUCUAAUUGAUCUUUAGGUGACAAUGCAUGUCGGGUUAACAAUGGUGGCUGCGGUAGCCUGUGUCUGGCCAUUCCCGAUGGCAGAGUGUGUGCCUGCGCUGACAACCAGUACCUGGACAAGAAUAACCUCACCUGCUCCUGUAAGUAAUGUCAAAUACACUCUUAUCUCAAACAUAAAAGGCCUGUUCAGCCUGGCACUCCACAUCAAUAACCAAGGCAAUCAAUAGUAAUAAUGACUGCAGAUAAGAUAUGGUCAUGUCGAACUCAAUAUGCCGGUAUUGAUUUUCAAUGCCAGCAUAUAACAUUAAAUAAACGUUUCCUCAGUUGUGGCUCUUUUGAGGAAUAUGUUCUGCAGAGUAUGAAGGUGAGCCAGCAAGUGGACUUGUGUGUAUGUGUGUGUGCUUGCAGCCACAUUGGGAGAUUCAGGGGACCAUGGGGAGCCACAGAGAUGUAGGAAUGAAGAGUUCCAGUGUAGGAACCAGCGUUGUAUCCAGGCCUCCUGGAAAUGUGAUGGGGACCAUGACUGUUUGGACGGAAGUGAUGAGGAACCGUACAUCUGCUGUAGGUCUUAUUCUGCAUGUUAGAAAACAUAUACUGUAUCAUUUUGCAGUUAUGAAGAAUAGGACAUGUCCCAGAGACAGAUUUAUUUAUGAAUUAAGUUGACAUUAACAACACACAUCAUCUAUGCAAGAAUGAAGUUGCUAGGCUGACUUUUUCUGUCAUACUUUCUAGCUAUCUAUCCAGUAUCUAUGAUGAAUACGUUAAUAUGAAUGCAUUAUAUUGUUAGAUAGUACUGCACUGUUGGAACUCAAGCAUUUCACUACACCCGCAAUAACAUCUGCUAAAUAUGUGUAUGUGAUCAAUAUAAUUUGAUUUGAUGACAGUUCACGUCAAAGACUAAAUAUCAAAGCAAUUUUGCCCAUCAUUACAGAUAAUCGUAGUUGCCCAGCGGAUCAGUUCAAGUGUCUGAACAACCGCUGCAUCCCCAAGAGGUGGCUCUGUGACGGGACCAAUGACUGUGGGAACAACGAGGACGAGUCCAACUUCACCUGCUCUGGUAUGCUACUGUCUGCUCUACUAAUAGGCCCUUCUAGCUCAUAUGGACCAGGAUGCGGCCGACAGAUUCCAUGUUGUAGAACAAACUUGGAUGAUCUCCAAGUUUCUCCAACAAGAUACUCAUUUGGGAGAGGUUCUGUCAGAGCAGAGGCCAUUGGAGAAUACUCAGAGCGAAGAGAGGAGGAGAGAACUCUUACAAGACUUGCAUUUCUGCAUGAUUUCCUGUGUUGGUGGGGGACGCGUAUGUCAUAGAUUCCCAAUGGCCUCUGUGCUACUGCACAUCAUUAAUGUAUCUAUAUACUGGGAUAAUUCAUCAUCUUCUCCAUCCAGAAGACUUGACCCUCUGGGGGACAUGGGGGUUUUGUUAGGGGAUGUAGAUGAGAAAAGUUUGGUUUCACUGCAUCCUUAAAAAGUAUUUUCAGUUGCCAGAUGUUUACACAAUGCCGAUCCUGAACAUGCAUAGGAUGAUUCCAUAAGACAAUGGCGAUUUAUAUGAACGAUAUCCUUGUUUCACGUUUUCACGUUCACUUUUUGAUCUCUGUGGAGAAGUAGAUUACUGUGAAUAGAUAGCGAGCCAAUUCUCUAGGACGACCAGUCACGGAGAAACCAAAUCCAGAUGUGAUCACCCUUUAGCACUAAAAUAAUGUAAUAAUAUGCUGAAUAUUAUUACAAUUGAUGUUUUCAGCGGGGUCAUGCCAAGCUGACCAGUUUUCCUGUGAGAACCCUUUAGCACUAAAGAAAAUACAUCCAACACACAUGGUCUGCUGUUACAAAACAAAGAACGUGAACAGUAAAUGAAAAAUAUCAGACAUUACUUGAAAGCUUCCCAUACUAUUAUGGUGUGGAUUCACUCACUGAAAUAGCCUAGGCCUAGUCAAUGCACUUUUGUAAAGUACUUAUUGAGAUCAUAAUGCUAAUGAAAAACACAAUGUAAAUGUUGCAUAAUAGAUUAGAAAAACGUAACUUUUAUAGAGGGAACUUCAGUGUAAUAAAAUAAUGUCAUAAAAUGCUGACUAUUACUAUUGAUGUUUUCAGCGGGGUCAUGCCAAGCUGACCAGUUUUCCUGUGACAACGGGAGAUGCAUCCCAGAGUCCUGGCGCUGUGACAGGGAUGACGACUGUGGGGACCGCUCUGAUGAGACCGCCUCUUGUGGUGAGCUUCUGGACAAGUUUCCAAUUGGCUUAUUCAUCCCUCCUCCUCUCCCCUGUAACUAUUCCCCAGGUCGUUGCUGUAAAUGAGCAUGUGUUCUCAGUCAACCUACCUGGUAAAAUAAAGAUAUUCAUACUGGCAUACUACUUAGAAUGAAACAAUCCAUUGGGCAAGGCAUUCUUAGUGAUAUGUUAGCAUGGGCGUUGGAGCAUAGCCCAGCUUUUUCUUAACACUCCAGCUAUGACAAAUCAAUUUGUUUCCUCCUUUGGUUCCUUCCACUUAGAUAGGUUGACUUAAAUUGAAAUCAACAUUAGCCUAACAUUUCAGAAAUCCUUCGCAAUGUUUUUGAAACUUUUUCUGUCUUUGCAUUAUAUCAUUCCAGUGUAAGGAUUGUCUUUUUUCUCAGAUCUUUUUCUGUCUUACCUACCCAUCAUGUUAAUUCAAUUUAGCAUGUAGGCUAACCUCCGGGCAUGCUCUGACAUACUCUGGAGCAGACAGCUCAGACAAAGGCUUUUAAUAUUUAAAAUGUGAAAUAGCUGGGACUCUCCCUGUCAUGAGGGAUAAUUUUGUCUUCCUUCUCUUAAACAAUAGCAUGCAUGGGUUUUCAAAGAUGUAUAUAAGGAAUUGGUAACUGGAUCAAGCCGUCUCAGCUAACAUUUUUGAUAUUGGUAAGUUGUAGUAAUCAUGGUCAAAUUACCGACCGGAGGGCCCCCAUUGGUUUUGUUAGUCACUCUCACUCAGAUAUCAUAUUAAAAACUGAAAACAUUUCUCUCCAUCCUAUGGCAAAAUGUGUAGAAGUGCAGGAAAUUAGCUGUAUAACUGCAAAUUUUUCUCUGGGAGGAUGGUGUUGAUGUGAACCAUGACCAGCCUUUCAAAGCAUUUCAUGGCUACAGAUGUGAGUGCUACGGGGUGGUAGUCAUUUAGGAAGGUUACCAUGGCGUUCUUGGGCACAGGGGCUAUGGUGGUCUGCUUGACACAUGUAGGUUUUGCAGACUGGGUCAGGGAGAGGUUGGAAAUGUCAGUGAAGACACAAAUGCAAGUUCAAACAGGUUCAAAGACAGCCACGACACAUGCGCAUGAACCCCAAAUGACCUUUCCCCAGGUCAAGUAUCCCACAGUGUAAAUACACCCUCUUCUGGCAAGGAUACAUCUAACAGUACUGUAUAUCACCAUCACCACAGAGUUUUUAAAGCAAAGUAAAGUCAGUAUCUGAUCUCACCUUCUACACUUGUUUUAGAUGAAAGACAGGCAGUAGAACACAGUCUGCAAAACAAUCAGUAAGAACAAUUUGAACCUUCUGUUAGAAAAUAUAGCUGUGAAUUUAACUUUUCUGUUACCUCUGGUGCUACUUAUAAACUGCUUCACUUCACAAGUACAAACAGAGACAGACAGUGUUCACAGUAAUUACAGUUUCUGCUUGGCUUCCUUAAAUCUAAUUCAAGCCUGCGCUGAAAAACACUUUGCUCACUCUCAUUUUUGUAGCUUAAAAAUUCAAAGGCAACGCCAACACACACAACUGUGCCAAUGUCUCCUGCAUCUAAUGUGUAAUAAUAACAGAUUGUUUCACACUGUUUCAGAGGUUUUCAGGGCAUUCAGUCUGUACAUUAUUGGCCUAUGUGAUUCUGGACAGUCAUAAUUGAUCAAUUCCUGUCAUCAAAAGUGCUUUGUUAGAAAAGUCCAAAAACUCUUGUAUUACAACAAUAACACAGUUUUUUCUUCUUUCUUUCUUGACAGAUUUCCCCACAUGUGAGCCCCUCACACAGCUCAGCUGUUCCAAUGGAAGGUGCAUUAGUGUGAAAUGGCACUGUGACUCUGGUAAGUGUUAUUUUUCUGUGAACACUCUCUUUUUACAGUUCAAUUUUCUACCCCCAGUGGAAAAAACUGCCUGAUUUAAAAUGGCAUCAUUACAACAACCAGUGUACAACUAGAAUUGGUUGUAAUCUGGUUGCAACAACAUCAUUUCAACCAGUUUUCCCUACUGGGAAAAUGCUAUGGGAUGGAACUGCACUCUCAAGAAGCACUGUUUCUUAAUCUCUCUUAUGUCCGUUCCCCCUCUCUUCUAUCCUUUCCCUCUCUCUUCCAUCCUUUCCCCCUCUCUUCCAUCCUUUCCCCCUCUCUUCCAUCCUUUCCCCCUCUCUUCCAUCCUUUCCCCCUCUCUUCCAUCCUUUCCCUCUCUCUUCCAUCCUUUCCCUCUCUCUUCCAUCCUUUCCCCCUCUCUUCCAUCCUUUCCCCCUCUCUUCCAUCCUUUCCCUCUCUUCUGUCCUUUUCCCUUUUCCACCUCCCCCAGAUGAUGACUGUGGGGAUGGUAGUGAUGAGGUGGGUUGUGUCCAUGCCUGUUCCAGUGCCCAGUUCCAGUGUACCAGUGGGAAGUGUAUCCCUGACCACUGGGCCUGUGACGGGGACGAUGACUGUGGGGACAACAGUGAUGAGAACACCACCUGCUCUGGGACAGGUGAGGAAGAACACACUAACUUCUCACUCUUCUAUCUGCCUUACGGGACAUGCCCCCUUUGGAUUCAAGUCUUAGAUCUGUGAAGGAAUAAUGGAGUCGGGGAAUAUGCCCAAUAUAGUCUUUGAAAUGGGGAUGCUAUUCAUCACACUUCAGGGGAUGCGUUUAGGAAUAUGGGUUUGAGAUAUACAAUAUCUGUCUUUGUAAAAAAUAUUCCUUACCCAAGAAAAAAUUACUUUAUUUGCUGAAGUGCUGAGCCAUACCUGAACUCUAAAUUUGUAAAUGUAUGUUUACCUCUGUCUCUCCUAUAGCCUCUGUAUCAGCUGAUGACUGCAGCGGAGAUGAGUUCCAUUGCCGUGACGACGGUGGCACCUGUAUCCCCGAGCGCUGGAGGUGUGACGGGGACAAGGACUGCGAGGACGGGAGUGACGAGGCAGACUGUGAAGGCACCAGCAGAAUGUGCGACCCACACGCAAAGUUCACCUGUCAAACCUCAGGUACAGUACUGAAGCUACUGUGAAAACAUUUAGAAAAAGAAAGCUUCACAAUCUGUGGCUCUAAUGCAGUGCAUACUGUAUCAUUAAAGACCCAUGUUUAACUGUAGACAGCUAUGCUGCCUUCAUCAAGAUUUCAUCUGGACUGUAGCUUCUGUGACCCACACACCAAGCUCACCUGUAAAAUCUCAGGUACUGCAGCUACAUCUCCAGAUGUUUUGUGUCAUGCUAAACUCCUUUACGUGUACUCUGCAUACAGCACUGUACUCUAUGUCCCCAAAAUGAACCAGAGCGGCCAUGUUUUUAAUGUCGACCUCUCAGAGUUAUUACCAUAGACAUACAUUUAUUUGAUUUAUCUCUGGUUAUUACCCUCAAAUGGUCUUAAUUUGUGUCCUUGUGGGGUUAACAUUCACACACAAUCGUGAGAAAAAUCCAGAGCGCCUUUCAUGUCCUUCUCUAAAAUGUGAGCGUUUUAUGAUACCUGCAGUGCAUCUUGUAGACUUCUCCUACACUUUAUGCUGUAGGCAUGACAGUAAAAUGGGAACACUUGGGGUACUUUAUGUGACUCCUAAAACAGUUCCACAUGGUUGUGGUAAAUCAAAUCGGCCUAGGAGUUUCAGAUUUCCCAAAGUAAGUUGAAUGAGGUGUGUAUAUAUAAGAUCAUAUAAUUGGGGCAAUAGUUCAGUGGAGUUGAUAGGAAUCAUCUGCACAGUGCACUGCAUUAUAUAUAAUUGGUCUUAAAGUGGAGAAUUCACAUGAGAAAAGCCUCUUGCUUAGUUCACUGAUCUCAUGGUUUUAAAAGGCUUAAUACACAUCAUUCACUUACCAUGCAACAUUUUAUAAAAUGUCAUAAGGAGUUUUAAGAUCCACAAAAAGCUUAACGGUAACGCAGUUGAAAAUGGCAUGGCUUUUGAGAGCGGAAGCGUCCAGCCAUGACGCACAGUGCCAAUAGAAGAGAGAUGUGCCUUUUGUGGUGGUGAAUCUCGUAUUUAGAAUCUAUUAGUUUCUCCCCAUUUUUUGUUUAAUUUGAUUAAAAACCAAGCAUAACCUACCCUCCCACUACUCAAGGCUGGUUUAGCAGCAUCGCAUAGGUGCGUCUUUUUUAGCAUGGCCAUUAGCCAAGUAGCCUAUGAAUAAAGUGGGUUUAAAUGGUCUAGAUUUUUGUUGAGAAUCUUCUUCGCAGAUAAGCAACGAUACAAUUGACAAGAGCCUAGUAUUUUGUAUAGACGUGCGAAUGUUAUGCUUAAAGACUUUUAGGCCUAAGUGUGCACACAGUGCCAUGGAACGAGAGAAGCGAUUUAUAAUAUAAUGCAUCUGACCCCAUCCUAUUUAGAAAUAUUGGUUUAAAAACAGAUCGUUUAAUUUGAUUAAAAACAAAACUUAUUAGAAAGAUUCACUGUCCAUGGGUUUAUGGUGAGAAUGUACAUGACUGAAUGCAAUGCAAUUUCGUCUAUUUCUGGAGAAGUGCAAAUAUGAUCUCUAAGAUGGUCCCAUGACAUUAUAAAACAUUACAUUUGUGAGCAGUAUAACAGUAAGUGGACAGUCCCCCUUUCUCUUUAUAUUGGAUCUUUAUCCAGCUCCUGUGAAAGGUUUGGACGUGCGUAAAACCGUCUAAAUUGCCUUGUCUGAAUUAUAUGCCCACUGGGAGCAGUUAUUGUGCCUGUAAUUGUAUUUAGGCAUAGCCUAUUUAAAACAAGUUCUUGUUUAAUUUUUAUUAGAAUUUGAUAAGAAUUAUACACUUUCUUUUCAGGAUUUAUCAAUAGCCUAGUGAAUUAAAUCUUGCUUAUUGACUAUGUUUGGCAUGUCCAGACUGCAAUUUACAGUAGGGCUAGCCCCUAUAUCAGUGCGAAUGCUAUAAAAAAUGUUUAACAAUGUAUUUCCAUAUUGAAGCAAUGCAAAUAGAACAAUGUGGACUGCAAAAAUGUUCAACAUAUUUAGCAAAUACGGAGCAGGCUAUUUAACGAACUUGGCUAUAACGGAUUAUUACCGCCAGCGCUAAGAUUGACCAUUGCGUUAGGUUUGUUAAAAUAGGUCUGUCAGCGUGGAUUCUGAAACAGCUUCAUUAGGAUGCCUGCUUGGAUUCUCAGUAUUUUGUAAAACACUUCAAAACACUCCAAAAUAAAAGCGAACAGAAAGAAUAUACCUCCAACAAUAGAUCAACACACUGUUGUUUGAAUUGAAAUAAUUGGCAGACUCAGCUCUGAUCUGUAUUCACUGUGUCUGUCCAGACUAAGCUGACUGCCUUACGCUGAGGCUGACAAACUAUAUCCUUUGAAAAUAUAUAGGAGGCGUCCCAAAUGGCACCCUAUUCCCUAUAUACUGCACUACUUUUGACCAGCGCCCUAUGGGUCAUGGUCAAAAGUAGUGCACUGUAUAGGGAAUAGGGUGCCAUUUGGGACACGGACAUAGCCUUUCGUGAGGCCUCAUUGCAAACCAAAUAAACAGGAUUUAUUCCAGGGUUUACUCAUCAAUAACACAGAUUAAAGCUGAGGUGGGCUGCCUCUUUGCUAGCACCAUACACUACUUUCUUCUGAUGCCUAUAGUGCUUUUAUUCCUCAGCUUUUCAGGAUUCCUCUGAGACUGUGCUUUUUACCUCGCUGCUUCCAAUAAUUGCUUCCUGUUUCCUGCAAUUGUUUCAAAAAUCUUCUAUUUCCAGUCACUUUUGAUAGAAACAUUUGACCAACUACCUAGAAUCAGCAGAAUUGCUUAAUUUGAUUGUAUUGACAGUUUAGGCUUAGGUAUCACUAUGACCAUUUUCUCUGUUUUUCUCUGAGCGUUUCCGUUCUCUCCAAGAAAAUUGACAAUCAAUUCUUAUUUCUGUAUUUACGGUUGAAAUGUGGGUUUUGUAAUCAUUCACAAUAUCUCUUAUAAGGACAAAAUUAUUAGAUUUUUGCCAUUUUGUCCCUUGCCUCAUCACCUCAUCGCUCUCCGUUUCUCCCCACACAGGCCAGUGCAUCAGUAAGAGCUGGGUGUGUGACGGGGACCAGGACUGUGAGGAUCUGUCCGAUGAGGAAGGCUGUGAGAUGUCCCCCUGUAAGCCCCCCAGAUACCCCUGUGCCAACGACACCUCUGUCUGCCUGCCGCCUGAGAGCAUCUGCAAUGGGAGAUACGACUGCUCUGACCACUCUGAUGAGGGACACUUCUGUGGUAUGACCUUUUGUUCAAAUCACUUCUAACCAAUUGUCUUGGUCCUAUUUCUCUCACUUGCGUCAAUUCUCUUGGUCCCCACUUCAAUUAAUUAUUAAAUAUCGUUCUAUUUUUUUUCACUUAAUUACAUAUUUCCUUUGUCUCCCUCCGCUAGCCUGACCAGCAAAUGUAUGUUGACAGACAGUGUUGAGCUGUUGAAAAUCAGCAGCAGUGCUUACUUUGGCAUCGUCCAUCUGUCCUCUUAUUCCCCACUGAACUCAGGGAGAAUAUCGGGGAGAACAAGCUGUUAAAACCGAAGAUCAUAUAACUCUUGCUGACCAAGAUCCUUAGUUUUGUCUGGAAACACUCCAAAUACGGCAGGGAAGAGACAGGGGAGACAUAUUAAUAGUGAAGGGGAUUAUGGUUAAAACGGAGACAAGCCUUUUGUUUGAACCACAUGGGCUAGAUGAUCAUAGCAGUGGGGUCAGGCUUAGGCAAUGUUGAUGGGGUUAGUCCAGAUGAAUGCCUUAUGUUCACAUGAAUGACUUGCCCAGGGAUUACCACACAACACUUUGUCCAUAGAAAAAAAGAUGCGAAGACAAAUGUCAGGAAAGAUAUGUGUUCACUUUCUUGUGGGGUAUUGAGCCUUUAUGCCACUAGCCAACAAGGACGUACAGUACAUCGGUCUCCAUUCAACACUGCUCUCUGACUUUUGUUCCAUCUGUCUGUGCUCUCUGAAUCAAUCUGCUCUCUUCGUCGUCUUCUCUCACCAUCUCAGACGACUGCAUUUUGGGUAAUGGUGGCUGUAGCCACCAGUGUGCAGUGGCUCCUGGGAGGGGCGUGGCGUGCUCCUGCCCGGCGGGGCUCAGUCUUAGCCCAAACAACAAGACCUGCCAAACCCUGGACUACUGCUCCAGGCACCUCAAGUGCAGCCAAGUGUGUGAGCAGUACAAAACAACCGUCAAGUGUUCCUGCUACCCAGGCUGGAGGCUGGAACUAGAUGGGGACAGCUGCCAGAGUACAGGUAGCUGGUGUUAAGCUCAGUGUGAUAUGGCUGAUAAGUCUUUCUGACACAUACCUGCCCAUAGAAAUGAGAAUUCCGGUUCUAUUUCUGUGGUCCUGUGUGUCUCAGUCAGUAGAGCAUGGUGCUUGCAACGCAAAGGGUCAUGGGUUUGACCUGCUGGGAGCACCCAUACGUAAAAUGUAUGCACGCAUGACUGUAAGUCACUUUGGAUAAAGAUGCAAAAUGGCAUAUUUAUUAUUAUAUUCUAUGGGACAGCCACCUUUUACCCUAGUGCCUUGAAUCCAACAGAUAAGAAGCAAUGUGAUCAAUUGGUUAUAUUCCUAAUUGUAUAUUCUAUUCCAAAUUCUAAAGCAGUUAUUUGGGACAUUCCAUUUAAAUACCCUCGGAAACAGUAUCCAUUAGAAUAUUGGCCAUUUAUAUGCCAGUAGAUUUAUAGGCAGUUUUUUCUCUUAAUCAAUUUCUCGGGUAAUUGUAUUGAAUAAGCUUUUUUUAUUUUUUAUUUAAAUUGUUACACUUUCAAUUGGAGAUGAAUCCUCCAAAGGUUUCUGUACUCAUUUUAUGACAAGAUGAGCUAAACGAGAUCAUGUGAUAUGAAAAUGAAAGAUAACUUUGUUAAUAAAAUGAUGAUUUCGUGAGUAUUGAUUUCAAUAUAAUCUUAUUCACAAACAAAACUAACACGAGUUGGAAUGCUGCUGAGCAAACAAACAUGACAGUUAUUUGUGUAUGUGUGUGAGAAUCUGUUGUAUUAGUAUGCAAUAUUUAUUAUCAAAAAUGUUUUUCUUGAGUUAUUUAUUGUUUCCUUCCUCAGAUCCCUUUGAGGCUUUCCUCAUCUUCUCCAUCCGCCAUGAGAUCAGGAGGAUAGAUCUCCACAGACGAGACUACAGUCUUCUAGUUCCUGGUUUGAGGAACACCAUCGCCUUAGACUUCCACUUCAAUCAGAGUCGACUCUACUGGACCGAUGUGGUUGAGGAUAAGAUAUACAGAGGGAAGCUGCUAGACUCUGCUGGUAGGAACACAUAGUAUUUGGUUGGACAUGUGUUUUUCUUUUUGGAUAAGCUGAGUUGUUGAUGUUUAAUUGAGGUCAUGGGGAAAGUGUUGUAUCGGCUAUAUUUUGUUCUCCUCUCAGCUCCACUGGCCUAAUAGUCUGUGCUUUGACUCCAGAGGUGACCCUUUUUUGAAGACUUCCCAAACCAAAGCCUAUUUUACCUGUGUUUCAGCACAUCCUCUUGCCCUCUUAUGUGUCAGUGUGUUGGUCCUUUACUGUCAUUGGUUCCUUACAGGUGUGACAGGGAUUGAAGUGGUGGUCCAACAUGGAUUGGCUACUCCAGAGGGUCUGGCUGUUGAUUGGAUAGCAGGGAACCUGUAUUGGAUUGACAGCAACUUAGAUCAGAUAGAGGUGGCCAAACUAAACGGGGAGCUCCGGACCACACUGAUCGCUGGAGGGAUGGAGCAUCCACGAGCCAUCGCUCUGGAUCCUGAGCAGGGGUUAGUUAUCUUAUAAUGAGAGAGAGAGAGUGAGAGAGAGAGAGAGAUAUUCUUAUUACAUUAUUUUGUGGUUUAGAAUUAUUUUCUGGACAGACUGGGAUGCUUCCUUCCCUCGGAUCGAGGCUGCUUCUAUGAGCGGAGGAGGACGCCAUGUUGUCUUCAGAGACAUGGAGAUAGGAGCCUGGCCUAAUGGUCUUACUCUGGACCUUAUGGAGAAGAGGGUCGUGUGGACCGACGCCAGGUGGGUUACAUGCCUGUACCUGUCUGCAUGGGGUCAUUUCCCCAUCAAUUCUAUUUCGAUUCAGGAAGUCAACUGAAAUUCCAAUUUUGUGAGAAUUCCAAUUGACUUCCUGAAUUGGUUGAAUUGAGUUGGAAUUCACCCCAACCCUGCUGAUGGAAUCAUGUGAAAAAUUAUUCUAAUGGUUAAACAUCUAUCUUCAUCUCAACAGGGCUGAUGCCAUAUUCUCUGCUCAGUACGAUGGGACUGGUAUGAUAGAGAUUCUAAGGGGACAUGAGUACCUGUCACAUCCCUUCGCUGUCUGUCUCUAUGGGGGUAGUGUCUACUGGACUGACUGGAGGACCAACACUCUGGCCAGGGCUAACAAGUGGACAGGGGCCAAUGUGACAGUCAUCCAGAAGACCAGCGCCCAGCCAUUUGACCUUCAGAUAUACCACCCCAGCAGACAACCACAAGGUAGGCUACCGCAAUAUCUCAAACAUUAAGAUGACAAGGUUGAAAAGAGAGUGGAUGUUUUGAAUUAAAGACAACCUUCUCAGUCUUAACCCUCAGUCCACCUGGAAAGGUUGAAGAGUUUUGUUUUGUUAGAUCAGAAUUAAUCAUUUAUUGUAUGGUUGAUUAGAUCUGUUGCGUUUAGAUUUUGGUAACAUCUGUUGCGUAAAAAAUGUUGGUUACUUCUGUUGCGUCUAACAAAAUACUUUUCACUUUCUAUAUCCAAAGUUCUCUGAGAGUUAUUAAGACAUCUGCUCUAGUUUGUCAAAAGAUAUGAUAUUGUCUGUCUUAAUGCUGGAAAGAAAACAUCUUAACAACUGUCACUAUUCAUCGGUUGCACCUCCAUCACUCGGUCGCGUCAUGCCAUUGUUAUGAAAGUUCUCAAGCCACCCUCUAUCGUCAGCACCAUAGUGGUGCCCUAAAGUGGUGAUAAGCCCAGUUAUUCUGGAAGGAGGCUAACUACUGCUGAGUCUAAAUUGCACUAUAGUGCCUGGAAAUACGAUGACGUUGCUAAAGUAGUCAAAUAUUUAGUAGGAAUCAACUUUGCCAGCAUUAUCAUGUCAUCAAAUUUACUUUAGACAGAUGGCAAUGUUGUCAUUAGCUAACAAAGUUAGUCAAAAAUAGCUAGCAAUGCUAAUGUUAGCGAGCUAAAAUCUGGUGGCCUCCCCUCAAUCUUAGCUAGCUAGCUAACGUUAUACUGCAUCUAAAGUCAAUCUGGCAACAUCAAAAUGAUAACAAAAGUUUUUCAGACUAAUUAUUUGUCACCUUUUGAAUGUUAUUGGAUUUCCAAGCCCCUGUAAUGCACUUUUGAUGAAAUCUUCAUCAGCGUUCACUGACGAUGCAUUGAGUAGAAUGCUCAGUCGGGCAUCAGUCCAAAACGAACGUUCAAAACAAUAUUAAAAUCAACAAUGCAGUUUUAAGAAAAUAGAGUUAAGAAAAUAUUUACUAAAUAAACUAAAGAAAAAAAAAGUAACACAAUAAAAUAAGAAUAAUGAGGCUAUAUACAGGGGGUAUCGGUACCGAGUCAAUGUGCGGGGGUACUCGCUGUUGGCUGGGUUCCCUGCCUGUGCCAUUAAACCCCUACAACUCAUCCAGAAUGCCGCAGCCCGUCUGGUGUUCAACCUUCCCAAGUUCUCUCACGUCACCCCGCUCCUCUGCACACUCCACUGGCUUCCAGUUGAAGCUCGCAUCUGCUACAAGACCAUGGUGCUUGCCUACGGCACCUCCGUACCUUCAGGCUCUGAUCAGUCCCUACACCCAAACGAGGGCACUGCGUUCAUCCACCUCUGGCCUGCUGGCUCCCCUACCUCUGCGGAAGCAUAGUUCCCGCUCAGCCCAGUCAAAACUGUUCGCUGCUCUGGCACCCCAAUGGUGGAACAAGCUCCCUCACGACGCCAGGAUAGCGGAGUCACUCACCACCUUCCGGAGACAUUUGAAACCCCACCUCUUUAAGGAAUACCUGGGAUAGGAUAAAGUAAUCCUUCUACCCCCACCCCCCCCUUUACUCCAACCCCCCCCCCCCCCCCCCCCAAAUUUUUAAAAAAAGAUAAAAAAAUAAAUAAAUGAAAUAACGAAACGAUAAAAAUAAAUAAAAAAUAAAUAAAACAUUGUAUAGUGGUUAUCCCACUGGCUAUAAGGUGAAUGGACCUAUUUGUAAGUCGCUCUGGAUAAGAGCGUCUGCUAAAUGACGUAAAUGUACAGGUUAGUCGAGGUAAUUUGUACAUGUAGGUAGGGGUAAAGUGACUAUGCAUGGAAAAUAAACAGUGUUUGAUGGUUCGUCUGAGGGCAUAGCGGGAUUUCUUAUAAGCGUCCGAAUUAGUGUCCUGCUCCUUGAAAGCGGCAGCUCUAGCCUAUAGCUCGGUGCGGAUGUUACCUGUAAUCCAUGGCUUCUGGUUGGGAUAUGUACGUACGGUCACUGUGGGGACGACGUCGUCGAUGCACUUAUUGAUGAAGCCGGUGACUGAGGUGGUAUACUCCUCAGUGCCAUUGGAUGAAUCGUGUAUUGUGAUGAAACGUGCAACCCAUGAAUUGGUUCAUCUGGCUUCAUUUUCUCUGUCUGGACUUUUGGCAGUAGGGUUCAUUUACAGGACUCUGCCUUUCACAAAUCAAAUACUUUUCCUUCCAGGAGGAUAUCAGAAUCUUGUAUUAAAAUAAACCAGACUAGUUGAUUAUUGAAACCACGUUGUUGAUUAUUGAACAACUUCCCCCUCUCUCCCUCUCUCGGCGAUAGCCUCCAAUCCCUGCGAGGCGAGUGGCGGUCGUGGACCCUGCUCCCAUCUGUGCCUUAUCAACUACAACCGCACCGCGUCCUGUACCUGCCCUCACCUCAUGAAGAUAUCUGCAGACAACUUUACUUGCUUAAGUGAGUGAACCUCACCCCUUCAUCCGUUUGUCAGUCCGUCCGUCCUUACAUCAGUCUCUCUGUCCAUCCAUCGCUCCAUCUGUCCAGCCAUUCAUUCAUGCAAUCCUCCACAUUCAUACACUAUAGUGCAUGUCCUUCAAAAGUGAGUCAUUUCAAAACACAGUAGGUUUCUACUGUUGUUUUGAGAAGAAAAGUGAAAAAGUUAUCUGACACAGACUGUGAUUAUGUUCACACUACAAUGACUUUGAAAGAGCAUGCGAUUUCAAACUCAUAACCCUGAAAGAGACAUUCUCAGGUGGUUUGAGUGUUGAAUGGCAAGGCCACCAAUAACACCAGCUUGAUUCAGAAUUUUGAAAGCAGGCUAUACAAAGCAAUGUCAAUGUAUAAUUUGUUUCUCUUGUCCUUCAACAGCACUGAAGAGAUUUCUGCUGUAUGUGAGGCGAACAGAGAUCCGUGGCGUGGACGUUGACAACCCUUACCUGAACCUCAUCACGGCCCUGACGGUCCCAGAUAUAGAUGAGGUCACGUCAGUGGACUACGAUGCAUCAGAGGAACGAAUCUACUGGACUGACGUCAAAACACAAACCAUCAAACGGUCCUCCAUCAACGGAACCGCAAUAGAGACAAUCAUAUCCGGAGGUAGAGAAAGAUGUUCACCUCUGUGUUUUUAAAUGGAUCGGUUUUCUGACACUUACGUAAUAAAACGAAACGUUUUUUUAUAAAUGUAUUAUGAGACUGUCACACUGUUUUGCAUCCAUUUGAUGUCCUUUUGAUAGGUACCCAUUCUAAUUUUAAUAGUGCACUUGUCAGGUUGUUCAAGCGAUAGACUCAGUACAUUAUUUGAUUUGAGUUUAACAUAUUGAUGUUGUCUUCUGCAUAUGAUUGUUUGCAGGUAUUGUUAAUGGAAGAGGGCUGGCCCUGGACUGGCUCUCCAGGAACCUGUAUUGGAUUAGUUCAGAAAGCGACGAGACACAGAUAAACGUGGCAAGGCUAGACGGGUCGCUGAAAACUUCUGUGGUUCAUGGGAUUGAGAAGCCUAAGUGUCUCAUUGUACAUCCGUCUAAAGGGUAAUAUUUGUAUUUGAUUUGUGUGUAUACUUUUAUACAGUUCAAUAUCUGAUAUUGAUUAGGUAUAACAAGAUAUCCAGUGGAACUGAUGUUAUAUUGUCAAAUUAAUGCUAGUUACAUGAUAUGAUCAAUGAUUCACUUUUGUGUUGGUGUUCUGUAUGGAAAAUGUUGUUUUCUUAUUGAGUUUUUACCUCCCAGGAAAAUGUAUUGGACAGAUGGCAAUGCAAUAAACAUGGCCAACAUGGAUGGAAGCAAUAGCAAGAUCAUUCACCAGAACCAGAGAGAGCCUGUUGGUAAAUGUCACGUGUACAAUUCUGAAUAUUUGUUCUAAGUACAAUAACAUCCACAUUUAGUGGCCAGUACAAUUUAUCUUCUGCAAUUUUAUAUUGCAUGAUAACAUUAGUACUAUCUGGUAACAAACAACAUUGCAAUAUUGAGUGAGAUGAUCGGUAGAACAGCAACCCCAUAAUAUAUAAAUCAAUGACUCUAAUCGAUGAUGUCUCCUCUAGGGCUGUCGAUAGACUACACAUCAGAUAAGCUGUAUUGGAUCAGUGCAGGCAAUGCCACCAUCAACAGGUGUAGUCUGGACGGUAGUGGUCUGGAAGUGCUGGAGACCAUGAAGAAAGAGCUGGUCAAAGCCACGGCUCUAGCUGUUAUGGGUGAGUGACGAGAGUUUAGCGCAUGGGCCCAUGUUCAUAAAGUGUCUCAGAGUAGGAGUGCUGAUCUAGGAUCAGUUUUGCCUUUUAGAGCAUGAUUCUAUGAAUGAGCACUACUACCCUGAGACUCUUUGUGGAUAUUUUUUGUCUUAGAAAGUGUCUAAUAUAAAUAUGCUGUGCUCUUCCAGCUCAGAAAAGUAUUUGCUGCCCAAAUUGUAUCUUGUUUUAAAUACUAGUACAUUUAUUUGGGGUUGUUUUUGAUCUGGAGUACAUGAGUAAAAGGGGUUUUGACAGUGAUGAACCUUUGCUGUCUUCUUGCAUUGUAUUAUUUGCUGUUUCCCCAUUUCUGUUUAUGUCUCUGAAACUAUUCUAAUUCAUGUUUAAAAUUGCAUCCCAUCUGAUAAAAUGCCUAAUCCAGACAGAAUGCAUUAGGGAAGUUUCUUUGACUUCAGUAGGACUUGUUUGGCCUCUACAGUGAUGGGCGACAGUCCAGGAGAUGUACCUUUGCAUCAAGCUGCCUCACGCUACAGAAACAGAAAACAGUAACCAGGCGUUCUGACGUAGUGAUGGGCAACCUGGGCUUUCUAUCCAUCCUGCUCACUGACUGUCUGUUCCAGGUUUACUUGUAGCUGUAAUGGUGAUUGUACUGUUUUAAUAGUACAGAUCAUUGAGGGGGAGUUUCUCUCCACGCUCUACAAGAAAGUUGAUCAUGAUACUAUUAUCAUGGUGGAAUCAUUCUUUUUCAUAUUGAUUGGAUGGUUGUAUUAAUUUUUUAAAUAUCAGAUCUGCAUUAACCUCCUUAUAGUGGUUAUUCCCCAUGAGUAAUGCUACAGGGAGCUAGACGAGAGAUACAUGAUAAUUGAUGGGCUUCUCGCUCUGGUUUUUGUUAUGAUUCCUUAGUUUAUAUUACCUCUUAUCUGCUUGGGAUAUUGAAAUGGCCUCUGGGAUAUUGAAGUACUAUCUAUCUAUCUAUCUACGGUCUGGUGUCAUUCUGUGGGGACUACUGUUUGAUUCUGAUGUAAUUCACCUGCAGAGGGACUGCUGUUUAUGUAAAUCGUAUGGGUGUUUUAACCAUAGAAAUAUAUAUAUUUUCCUCUGUGGUUUUAACACAGCGUCUUUUUGUAUGCUCUCCAAUCCUCCCAUCGUUCGAGGAGAUUCUGUUCUUUGUUGAUAGCUGUAGUCCAGCAGGCCAAAAGCCAAGAAUGGUCUGGCUUAAGCCCACUGUACUGUUCCCCAUUCAAGCUUGCAGACAGGUAAAAAAAAGAAGAUAAAUUGAAGUUCCCUGUCUACAGCCUACAGGCACAGGAUUGGUCUUGCUUCAGAGGUUUUCUGACUGCUGGGCUGCUGUCCUAUGUCUGUUGUGCUGGGCUGACUGUAUCUCAGUGUUGCCUGUUUUGCUGGAACUGCAUAAACAUUUUUGUUCAUUUUCGGUCAAGGGUGCAAGUACAGUACAUGGGCUCAUAUUAUAAGAAAAAAAUAUCUAAACAAAAUGUCACAUGGCCCAGUUCCUCUGUUUCCUCCCUGGACCUGUGCCCCUGAGACUUAUGGGUAGAGGAAUGAAUUUAAGAUCCUGUCUCUCUGUCUCAUAUCACCCAAUUCUCAGAGGAAGACAUCUGAAAGUCCUCCUUUACAAAGCUCCCUCCUUGUACCUUAUUUUACAACAAUCCCAGGAGUCAGCCUGGGCAUACUGUACAGUGAGAGCUAUACAUACCUUAUGGAUAAUACAGUAUUAUACCAUUCCUAGAAUGUAUUCAGUUCAGUUACAGUUGUAUGUUACAAUUCCUAGGAAAGCAAUCAUUCAAUGUGUUAUUUGGGUCCAGUGAUAUUUAUAGUAUUCUGUGAACAUGCUGUAUAGCCUACUAUUUAUGAACAAAUGUGCUGUUAGCUUUUUAUUGAAGGGUUACUCACAGACAGCACAGAACCCCUAUUGCUACUGUACAGUAUUUAUGGACUGUUGAAUAGCUAUUAUUUAUCAAUAUACUUGUCAAUUUAGUCAUGAACAAUCAUUGAUUUUCUGUCUUCAGGUGCCAAGUUGUGGUGGGCUGAUGACAACUUGGCCCAGUUGGGGACCAUCAGUAAGAGAGGUGGGCUGGACAUGGUGGUUUUACGCAACAAGACCACAGGGAUUGUUCAUAUGAAGAUGUAUGACAAAGACAGCCAGACAGGUAAUGCAAUGAGUAUGACUGCUACUCAAUGCUUUUACUCAGAUGAUGUCCUACCUCCUUUUAAAGCUUUGUUGGAGCCUUUUGACUAGAAAUAAAUACGUAUUUAUCCUCCAUUGAGAGUGCAGUCCUGUGUAGCUCAGUUGGUAGAGCAUGGCGCUUGCAACGCAAGGGUUGUGAGUUUGAUUCCCACGGGGGACCAGUAUGAAAUAAAGUAUAACAAUGUAUGCGCUCGCAACUGUAAGACUAACAUGUAAAUGCACUAACAUUGUUUAUUAUUGGUAUACAGUUUGGAAGUUUACAUACACCUUAGGCAAAUAGAUUUAAACUCAGUUUUUCACAAUUCCUGACAUUUAAUCCUAGUAAAAAUUCCCUGUCUUAGGUCAGUUAGGAUCACCACUUCAUUUUAAGAAUGUGAAAUGUCAGAAUAAUAGCAGAGAGAAUGAUUUAUUUCAGCUUUUAUUUAUUUCAUUACAUUCCCAGUGGGUCAGAAGUUUACAUACACUCAAUUAUUAUUUGGUAGCAUUGCCUUUAAAUUGUUUAACUUGGGUCAAACGUUUUGGGUAGCCUUCCACAAGCUUCCCACAAUAAAUUGGGUGAAUUUUGGCCCAUUCCUCCUGACAGAGCUGGUGUAACUGAGUCAGGUUUGUAGGCACACACUUUUUCAGUUCUGCCCACACAUUUUCUAUAGGAUUGAGGUCAGGGCUUUGUGAUGGCCACUUCAAUACCUUGACUUUGUUUGUCCUUAAGCCAUUUUGCCACAACAUUGGAAGUAUGCUUGGGGUCAUUGUCCAUUUGGAAGACCCCAUUUGCGACCAAGCUUUAACUUCCUGACUGAUGUCUUGAGAUGUUGCUUCAAUAUAUCCACAUAAUUUUACUUCCUCAUGAUGCCAUCUAUUUUGUGAAGUGCACCAGUCCCUCCUGCAGCAAAGCACUCCCACAGCAUGAUGCUGCCACCCCCGUGCUUCACGGUUGGGAUGGUGUUCUUCGGCUUGCAAGCAUCCCCCUUUUUCCUCCAAACAUAACAAUGGUCAUUAUGGCCAAACAGUUCUUUUUUUGUUUCAUCAGACCAGAGGACAUUUCUCCGAAAAGUACGAUCUUUGUCCCCAUGUGCAGUUGCAAACCGUAGUCUGGCUUUUUUAUGGCGGUUUUGGAGCGGUGGCUUCUUCCUUGCUGAGCAGCCUUUCAGGUUAUGUCGAUAUAGGACUCGUUUUACUGUGGAUAUAGAUACUUUUGUACCUGUUUCCUCCAGCAUCUUCACAAAGUCCUUUGCUGCUGUUUUGGGAUUGAUUUGCACUUUUUGCACCAAAGUACGUUCAUCUCUAGGAGUCAGAACGCGUCUCCUUCCUGAGCAGUAUGACGGCUGUGUGGUCCCAUGGUGUUUAUACUUGCGUACUAUUGUUUGUACCGAUGAACAUGGUACCUUCAGGCGUUUGGAAAAUAUUCCCAAGGAUGAACCAGACUUGUGGGGGUCUACGAUUAUUUUUCCUGAGGUCUUGGCUGAUUUCUUUUGAUUUUCCCAUGAUGUCAAGCGAAGAGCCACUGAGUUUGAAGGUACGCCUUGAAAUACAUCGAAAGGUACACCUCCAAUUGACUCAAAUUAUGUCAAUUAGCCUAUCAGAAGCUUCUAAAGCCAUGACAUCAUUUUCUGGAAUUUCCCAAGCUGUUUAAAGGCACAGUCAACUUAGUGUGUGUAAACUUCUGACCCACUGGAAUUGUGAUACAGUGAAUUAUAAGUGAAAUAAUCUGUCUGUAAACAAUUGUUGGAAAAAUUACUUGUGUCAUGCACAAAGUAGAUGUCCUAACCGACUUGCCAAUACUAUAGUUUGUUAACAAGAAAUGUGUGGACUGGUUGAAAAACAAGUUUUAAUGACUCCAACUGUAUAUGUAUGUUUCAGCAGAAAUUGUCAUUUUUGAAUCCAACUGACCAAAAAAAAUGGUUCUUCAUUGAGGCACAGCUUUAUUGAAAUAACACUAGGAUUCCUUGUAGCAGUUUUGUGAGUCAUUGGCAGUAUCAUCCAUUUUAUUGACAUGUCCAAUAUAAGGAUUGCUCUCGAUCUCCGUUAGUAAUAAACAUGGGAAUGAAGGUGUCUUAAAUGUAAAUCUUUAAACUUCCUCCUCAAACUUCCUCUGACCGAUUAGCUACUUCAUUUAUCUUUUUGACACAGACCACAUGGGAGUAUGGCCAUGUCUCAUUAGUCUUCUCUCUCUCCCCUUCUCCUCUUUCUCGCUCUCGCUCCCACUCUCACUCUCACUCUCACUCUCACUCUCGUCCUCUCUCUCUCUCUCUCUGUCACACACACAAUGGCAGUGCUAAUGCUUUCUUGGAAGUACUGUAAUCUCAUGAAAAGAAUCGGAACGUAAUGCAAUGCAGAUGUACUCUGUCUAACUCUGCUUAUUUCCCCCAUAAUGCUCAGUUAAAUAUUAAAACAUGUUGUUCUACUGUGUCAUUACUGUGUUGCUUCCUGAAUGAAUACACAAGCAUAUACAAUGACCAUGCCUACGUGUUAAAUGUACAAUGUAAUGUCUAAUGUACACUGUUUGUUUACAGCGUAACGUACAAUGUAACCUAACCAUGUCCCACUGCUGUGCAGGGAGGAAUCUCUGUCAGGUCAACAAUGGUGGCUGCUCUCAGCUCUGCUUCCCGACAUCAGAGAGCACACGGAGCUGUUCCUGUGCCGUGGGCUACAACCUCCACUCUGAUCGCAUGUCAUGUGAAGGUACUGUACCGGCUUCUCAUGGGAGUACAGGGAACAGGGAACACAGUAUAUUUAAACCAUGAUGUGAAUCUGAUUUGACAUGCUAUGCAGGUCCCAUAUUGGCCUUGACAUAUGGUGUUGUCUAUGAGUGUUGCUUUUUUGUGUUUGAAGGACUAGGGUCUUUCCUGAUGUGAUGUGAAGUGAAGGUUAGAAUUUAAUUGUACAUGUACAGUAGAUGCCAUAUAGUUGAUUGGUUUGGCUUUGUGUUUCAACUUGAAGGCAUAGGGUCUUUCCUGAUGUACUCGGUUCAUGAGGGCAUCAGGGGGAUAUCCCUGGAUCCCAGUGAUAACAGUGAAGCCUUGAUGCCGGUGACCGGCUCUAUGAUGGCUGUGGGGAUUGACUUCCAUGCUGGUGAGUGUAUUGACAUUGUUUUAUUGUGAUUAUUUGGACUAUUCUUCCUGCUUCGGAUUGCAAAUUAAUCACUAAUUUCAAUGUUUUAAUUGUUAUUUUUAAUUAUAGUUUGUAGAAAACAAAUGAGGGGGAGAACAUUAAUCCUUUUCAAUUAAUUGGUGUUCCUCAUAGGAAAUGAUACGUUAUAUUGGACAGACAUGGGCUUGAACAGAAUAUCCAGAGCCAAGCGAGAUCAGACGUGGAGAGAGGACAUUGUCACUAGUGGUAUCAGCCGCGUGGAGGGGAUUGCAGUGGACUGGAUUGCAAGUAAGUAGCCGAGCUCUCAAAGUAAACCUUUACAUAAGAGAAUACAAUGUAAAGUGCCAAGUAGGACAUACAAGUACAGUUGCAGUCAAAUUCAGUGCCUUCAGAAAGUAUUCAGACCCCUUGACUUUUUCCACAUUUUGUUAGGUUACAGCCUUAUUCUAAAAUGUAUAACAUUGUUUUUGUAAAAAACUGAAAUAUAACAAAAAAAAAGUGGUUAACCCACUGGCUAUAAGGUGAAUGCACCAAUUUGUAAGUCGCUCUGGAUAAGAGCGUCUGCUAAAUGACGUAAAUGUAAAUGUAAAAUAACAGUUACAUAAGUAAUCAGAUCCUUUACAUAGGUAUGCAGACCCUUUACUCAGUAGUUGUUGAAGCACCUUUGGCAGCGAUUUCAGCCUUCGAGUCUUCUUGGGUAUGACGCUACAAGCUUGGCACACCUGCUAAAAGCCGGGUUGCUGAGGGGCUGGGAGGUUACCGUUGUGGUAGGCUGCCUAAGAGACAACCCGCGGAAUUGCUCCAGCAAUGUGUUAAAUGCUCGGACAUGGCGUUCGGCCAAGGUCUGGAACUCUUCCAUGAGACCACAAAGCAACUCCUUGUGUCUUCCAAUGGUGGCUCCUUGGGAGGAGAUGGCGUUGCGGAGCUGGUCCGAGUCUGCUGGGUCAGUCAGGCCAGUUCGUACUGUCACGUUUCAGGAGAAGACCCAGAUGCAGACAGUGUCGAAGUAAUACAAGUUUAUUUCAAAAACAGGGGGCAGGCAAACGACAGGUUGAGGGCAGGCAGAGGUCAGAGUCCAAAAGGUCCAGAACGGCAGGCAGUCUCAGGGUCAGGGCAGGCAGAGGUCAAUAAUCCAGGGUGGUAUGACAAGGUACAGAACGGCAGGCAGGCUCAGGGUCAGGGCAGGCAGAAUGGUCAAAACCGGGAAAACUAGAAAACUUAAUAAAGACCGGAUGCAAGGGGAAAAACGCUGGUAGGCUUGACGAAACAAAACAAACUGGCAACAAACAGAGAACACUGGUAUAAAUACACAGGGGAUAAUGGGGAAGAUGGGCAACACCUGGAGAGGGGUGGAGACAAUCACAAAGACAGGUGAAACAGAUCAGGGUGUGACAUCUAGAGCUCUGUCAGAGUGACCAUCGGGUUCUUGGUCACCUCCCUGACCAAGGCCCUUCUCCCCCGAUUGCUCAGUUUGGCCGGGCUGCCAGCUCUAAGUCUUGGUGUUUCCAAACUUCUUCCAUUUAAGAGUGAUGGAGGCCACUGUGUUCUUGGGGACCUUCAAUGCUGCAGAAAUGUUUUGGUACCCUUCCCCAGAUCUGUGCCUCGACACAAUCCUGUCUCGGAGCUCUACGGACAAUUCCUUCGACAUCAUGGCUUGGUUUUUGCUCCAACAUGCACUGUCAACUGUGGGACCUUAUAUAGACAGGUGUGUGCCUUUCCAAAUCAUGUCCAAUCAAUUGAAUUUACCACAGGUGGACUCCAAUCAAGUUGUAGAAACAUGUCAAGGAUGAUCAAUGGAAGCAGGAUGCACCUGAGCUCAAUUUUGAGUCUCAUAGCAAAGGGUCUGAAUACUUAUGUAAAUAAGGUAUUUUUGUUGUUUAUUUGUAAUACAUUUGCAAACAUUUCUAAACCUGCUUUCGCUUUGUCAUUAUGGGGUAUUGUGUGUAGAUUGCUGAGGAUAAAAAAAAAAAAAUCAAUUUUAGAAUAAGGCUGUAUCGUAACAAAAUGUGGAAAAAGUAAAGGGGUCUGAAUACUUUCCGUAGGCACCCUUGCAAGUUUCACUAUUUCUUCUAAAAUAACUUGAAAUUAAAACAAAGUUUUUCACACAGGUAUUUGUUUGAUUUACAACUGCACAGGACCAAGAAAAAAAUAUAAAAAUCAUAUUUUUCACUUCGAAGUAUAAAAAAAAAACUGCGUUGACUAAAUUAUUCAGAAUUCUAAUUAAUUUGGUUGGAGGCAGGCGAUUCUCGUUUACAGUGUAACAUCUUACCUGUGGUAAGUUUCAGGUGGCUACAGAGUAAAAAUAGCAGUUCAACCAUAAAAAAAUAGAAAACAGAACAUUCUGCUCCAUUGCGCUCCAUUGUAAAGUGAAAGGGUGCCAAUAUAUUUGACUGCAAGUAAAAUAUAUUGGACAUACUUCUCAAGUAAGACAUACAUAAAAUGUAAUGAAUUGACUGACUUGUAAUGCAAUGGUUUAACACUGUACAAAUUCAUGUUUGUUUGUGUUGUUCACUAGGUAAUAUCUAUUGGACGGACCAUGGCUUCAACAUCAUAGAGGUUGCUCGACUCAGUGGCUUGUACCGAGCCGUGGUGAUAGCUGAAGGACUUGACCAGCCCAAAGCCAUUGCUGUGCACCCGGUGAAAGGGUGUGUACAGUCUUUCAUUUCAGUCAACACUUUAAAGUCCACCCACUUGGUAUGUAAUGAACACAUCCUAUCUGCAUAAUGUAUUCCCUAGAAAUGACCACCAAAUAACCAAUGUUUUAAUUGAUUUUGAUAGCCUGUAAUAAUGAACGUCAUAAGAUGAUCAUUACAAGAAUAUGUAGUAGAAUUAUAUAAUUACAGUGCCUUUAGAAAGUAUUCUCACCCCUUGAUUUUUUCCACGUUUUGUUAUGUUACAAAGUGGGAUUAAAAUGGAUUUAAUAGUAAUUUUUUUGUCAACAAUCUACACAAAAUACUCUAAUGUCAAAGUGGAAGAAAAUAAAAAUUUGAACGUUUAUACAAAUCAUGAAUAAUAAAACACUAAUAUGCAGUGCAUUCGGAAAGUAUUCAGACCCCUUCACUUUUUCCACAUUUUGGUACGUUACAGCCUUAUUCUAAAAUGUAUUAAAUAUGUUUUUCCUCAUCAAUCGACACACCAUGCCCCAUAAUGACAAAGUGAAAACAGGUUUUUAGAAAUGCCCUAAGUAAAAGGCACAUGACAGCCCGCUUGGAGUUUGCCAAAAGGCACUUAAAGGACUCUCAGACCAUGAGAAACAAGAUUCUCUGGUCUGAUGAAACCAAGAUUGAAUUCUUUGGCCUGAAUGCCAAGCGUCACGUCUGGAGGAAACCUGGCACCAUCCCUACGGUGAAGCAUGGUGGUGGCAGCAUCAUGCUGUGGGGAUGUUUUUCAGCGGCAGGGAUUGGGAGACUAGUCAGGAUCAAGGGAAAGAGGAACAGAACAAAGUACAGAGAGAUCCUUGAUGAAAAUCUGCUCCAGAGCACUCAGGACCUCAGACUGGGGCGAAGGUUCACCUUCCAACAGGACAACGACUCUAAGCACACAGCCAAGACAACGCAGGAGUGGCUUCGGGACAAGUCUCUGAAUGUCCUUGAGUGGCCCAGCCAGAGCCAGGACAUAGACCUGAUCGAACAUCUCUGGAGAGACCUGAAAAUAGCUGUGCAGCGACGCUCCCCAUCCAACCUGACAGAGCUUGAGAGGAUCUGCAGAGAAGAAUGGGAGAAACUCCCCAAACACAGGUGUGCCAAGCUUGUAGCGUGAUACCCAAGAAGACUUGAGGCUGUAAUCGCUGCCAAAGGUGCUUCAACAAACUACUGAGUAAAGGGUCUGAAUACUUAUGCAAAGAAACAGCCAUAUCUCAGACUGCCCAUCUUAAUCUUUUCUUUUUAUUGGCCAGUCUGAUAUAUGGCUUUUUCUUUGCAACUCUGCCUAGAAGGUCAGCAUCCCGGAGUCGCCUCUUCACUGUUGACGUUGAGACUGGUGUUUUGCGGGUACUAUUUAAUGAAGCUGCCAGUAGAGACCUGUGAGGCAUCUGUUUCUCAAAUUAGACACUCUAAUGUAUUUGUCCUCUUGCUCAGUUGUGCACCAGGGCCUCCCACUCCUCUUUCUAUUCUGGUUAGAGCCAGUUUGCGCUGUUCUGUGAAGGGAGUAGUACACAUCGUUGUACGAGAACUUCAGUUUCUUGUCAAUUUCUCGCAUGAAAUAGCCUUCAUUUCUCAGAACAAGAAUAGACUGACGAGUUUCAGAAGAAAGUUAUUUGUUUCUGGCCAUUUUGAGCCUGUAAUCGAACCCACAAUUGCUAAUGCUCCAGAUACUCAACUCCAGAUACUCAAGGCCAGUUUUAUUGCUUCUUUAAAUCAGCACAACAGUUUUCAGCUGUGCUAACAUAAUUGCAAAAGGGUUUUCUAAUGAUCAAUUAGCCUUUUUAAAAUGAUAAACUUGGAUUAGCAAACACAACGUGGACUGAUGGUUGCUGAUAAUGGGCCUCUGUACGCCUAUGUAGAUAUUCCAUUAAAAAUAAGCCAUUUCCAGCUACAAUAGCCAUUUAUAAUAUUAACAAUGUCUACAAUGUAUUUCUGAUCAAUUUGAUGUUAUUUUAAUGGACAAAGAAAUUGCUUUUCUUUCAAAAACAAGGACAUUUCUAAGUGACCCCAGUCUUUUGAACAGUAGUGUAUAUAUUCUACUUUGACAUUAUGGGGUAUUGUUGUGUAGAUCAGUGACACAAAAUAUCAAUUUAAUCCAUUUUAAAUUCAGGCUGUAACACAACAAAAUGUACAUAUGACAUCAAGCAAUUACCAGCCAAUAAAAUCUAAACACUCCACCCUUCAUCCAAAGCACACUAUAAAGUAUAAAUACAGUAUUUCCCCACUCUCUGCAUUCAUAACUGAUAGCACUGUCUCAUGUGUUCAGCUUCUCGAUCAUUAAUAAGAGGAAAAUAAAUGACAGGUCCAUUUUCCCACAUCAGCUUAGACUGCAGGGCACUUUCCUAUUGAUUCCUCCCCCUGAUGAGAGAUGCUAAUGAACCAGGAUAAGCAGCUGAGGAGAAUAGAGAUGAGUCUACUGGCACUGUGUGUGUGUGUGUGUGUGUGUGUGUGUGUGUGUGUGUGUGUGUGUGUGUGUGUGUGUGUGUGUGUGUGUGUGUGUGUGUGUGUGCCUACUGUCACAGCUUGUGCCUCACCUGCGCCGGGCUAAUUAAUGUUGUCUCUCUCUAACCCCUAUUAUUCAUAGCAUUGUAUGCAUGCAUUACCCCGAGGUCUCAUGUAGAGAGAGAUAACUUUAUGUGGCAAUCACUCUGAUUGCUUAAAUUAAAGCCAAUAUAGAAAUAUGUCAACAACUGGCCCCCUAUGGAUAUAAGAGUUUGUGUGAGGAGAUUGGAGCCAGGGCAUACUGUCAUGUUAUAUUUUAUAAUUUAUAAUUGGUGCGUUCACAGUUAGUAAGUCAUAACCGUCGGAACAUUGAUCAGCUGCACGCCUCAGUAUUAGUAUUCUGAAAGGGAGUUGAAAAUGUCUACUCCACUGUCCAUCCAUACCAGCAUUGAGUUCAGCCACCUUUAGUUGAUGCAUUGAUUCUGUUAUGGCCAUGUGAUUUAUUGCAAGCUCUGAUGCUUGAUGUAUUGCACUCUGUUUUUCUGGCUUGUGCUGUGUACAUGUUUCUUACUGACAUGCUGCUUAUUGUAUUGAUGUCAUUUCCGUCAUGAGCCUGUGUCUAAUAAUGAUGUGUUGAUGCUCCUGACAGUUCUCUCUUGAAAAAUAGAUCUUUAUCGCAACUAGACAAAAAAAAAAUGGUCUACCGAUUAUGAACAAUUCACAUUAGAUCAACCCAAAGCAUUUCCUGUCAAUGUAUGAGGUGACUGUAAAGUAUGAACAUUGUUUGGUGGUGGCUGUGAACUCUUCUUACCCUUCUGUUGUCCUCUUGGCCAGGUUUCUGUUCUGGACAGAAUGGGGCCAAAGCCCCUGCAUCGGUCGGGCCCGGCUGGACGGAUCAGACCAAGUAAUUCUUGUCAACUCUGGAAUAGCAUGGCCCAAUGGGAUCUCCAUAGACUAUGAGGUAUAUUUAAGCAAUAAGGCCCGAGGGGGUGUUGUACAGUGCCUUUGUAACGUAUUCAGACACCUUGACUUUUUCUACAUUUUGUUACAUUACAGCCUUAUUCUAAAAUGGAUUAAAUUGUUGUUGUUUUCUCAUCAAUCUACACACAAUACCCCAUAAUGACAGAGCAAAAACUGGUUUUUAGAAUUGUUUGCUAAUUUAUUAUAAAAAAACUGAAAUAUACAUUUAUGUAUGUAUUCAGACACUUUACUCAGUACUUUGUUGAAGAACCUUUAGCAGCGAUUACAGCAUCGAGUCUUCUUGGGUAUAAUGCUACAAGCUUGGCACACCUAUAUUUCGGGAGUUUCUCCCAUUCUUCUUUGCAGAUCAGGUUGGAUGGGGAGCGUUGCUGCACAGCUAUUUUCAGGUCUCUCCAGAGAUGUUCGAUCGGGUUCAAGUCUGGGCUCUGGCUGGGCCACUCAAGGACAUUCAGAGACUUGUCCCGAAGCCACUCCUGUGUUGUCUUGGCUGUGUGCUUGGGGUCGUUGUCCUGUUGGAAGGUGAACCUUCGCCCCCAGUCUGAGGUCCUGAGUGCUCUGGAGCAGAUUUUCAUCAAGGAUCUCUCUGUACUUUGCUCUGUUCAACUUUCCCUCGAUCCUGACUAGUCUCCCAGUCCCUCCCGCUGAAAAACAUCCCCACAGCAUGUUGCUACCAUCACCAUGCUUCACCGUUGGGAUGGUGCCAGGUUUUCUCCAGACGUGACGCUUGGCAUUCAGGCCAAAGAGUUCAAUCUUGGUUUCAUUAGACCAGAGAAUCUUAUUUCUCAUGAUCUGAGAGACGUUAGGUGCCUUUUGGCAAAAUCCAAGCGGGCUGUCAUGUGCCUUUUUACUGAGGAGUGGCUUCCAUCUGGCCUCUCUACCAUAAAGGCCUGAUUGGUGGAGUGCUGCAGAGAUGGUUGUCCUUCUGGAAGGUUCUCCUAUCUCCACAGAGGAACUCUAGAGCUCUGUCAGUGACCAUCGGGUUCUUGGUCACCUUCCUGGUCAAGCCCCUUCUCCCCCGACUGCUCAGAAGAAUGAUAGAGGCCACUGUGCAUUUGGGGACCUUCAAUGCUUUUUUGGUACUCUUCCCCAGAUCUGUGCCUCGACACAAUCCUGGAGCUCUACGGACAAUUCAUUCGACCUCAUGGCUUGGAUUUUGCUCUGACAUGCACUGUCAACGCGGAGUACCUGGAUACAGCCCUUAAUCGUGGUACAGUAUAUUGGCCUUUCCAAAUCAUGUCCAAUCAAUUGAAUUUACCACAGGUGGACUCCAAUCAAGUUGUAGAAACCUCUCAAGGAUAAUCAAUGGAAACAGGAUGCACCUGAGCUCAACUUCGAGUCUCAUAUCAAAGGGUCUGAAUAUUUAUGUAAAUAAGGUAUUUCUGUUUUAUUUUUAAUAAAAUUUCUAAAAACCUGUUUUCACUUUGUCAUUAUAGGGAAUUGCGUGUAGAUUGCUAAGUAAUGUUUUUUAUUUAAUACAUUUUAGAUUAAGGCUGUAACGUAACAAAAUGUGGAAAAAGUCAAGGGGCUGUUCUUAAGCAUGACGCAACGCGGAGUACCUGGAUACAGCCCUUAAUCGUGGUACAGUAUAUUGGCCAUAUAUCACAAACUCCCUGAGGUGCGUUAUUGCUAUUAUAAACUGGUUACCAACGUAAUUAGAACAGUAAACAGUAUUUUUUGUCAUACCCAUGGUAUACGGUCUGAUAUACCACGGCUGUCAGCCAAUCAGCAUUCAGGGCUCGAACCACCCAGAUAAUAAAAUAGAAUAAUUAAUGCCAUUUAGCAGAUGCUUUUAUCCAAAACAACUUAUAUACGGUCAUCUCCAAAGUUAUUGGCAUCCUUGAUAAAAAUAAGCAAAAAAGACUGUUUAAAAUAAAUAAUACAAAUACCGAGCUUUAUUAUAUGCUCAAUUGUUAGUAUUUUUUAUUAUUAUUUCAAAGUAAUACAGAUGCUCAGAGAAAUACAUUUUGUUGAACAAGUUUUUUUAUUUUUUUCCUUAAAAAGAUAGGUGUCAAAAUGAUUGGCAAUCAGUGGGUGCAGGCAUUGUAGUGUUCUGACCCGAGCAGGAAUCGAAUCCAUGACGUUGAUGUUGCUAGCUCCACACUCUUACCCACUGAGCCAAACAGGAGGACCAGGUGUUUUUUGGGCCCCCAGAGUGCACACACAGUACUUUAGCCUACCUGUGAUCCUCCUGGCUGAAGUGGCAUUACACUCUGCUUUGUGUUAUCUUUUUAUAAGGAUACUCUCCCACCGUGAUAUACCUCAAGUUUAUUUUCUCCACAUUGUAUUCUAGGAAAAUAAAUUAUAUUGGUGCGAUGCCCGCGCCGACAAGAUAGAGCGGAUCAGCCUUGAGAGCGGAGAGGGCCGGGAGAUAGUACUGUCAUCUUCAGCCAGCAAUGCAGCAGAUCUGUUUUCAAUGGCCGUCUAUGGGGCUUACAUAUACUGGGCUGACAGGUAAUUUAUUAUUCCAUAAAUGUUACAGUACAGAACAGUCUCGCCAAACAGGCUCCAUAGAAGCCUUCGUCAGCUGCUCUACCCUUGUUGGAUUAACCACCUGCACCACAAGGUCACUUUAAAUACUAUAAUAAUUGACAGAGAAAAGGGCAGAAAAAUGUGAAAAGACACCUUCUCUCUAUUUAAAUUGUGCGUACCUACCUCAAUGUCGUCCACAAGGGUAGCUAGGUCCCGUCACCUUCUGUCAGACCAGCUGUCUAGCAUAUUUUAGCUUCUGUCUAGUGUAUUUUAAUGAGUUAUUCUGUUUUAAUUAGUCGAGGGCCAUUGAUUAUCCCCGUGUCAAACUUCCUGUUACCUGGUGUCAAACUCCCUCCUCUUCCUGUUGUGUGUGUGUGUGUGCAUGUGUGCGUGCGUAGGGCUCAUGCCAACGGCUCCAUUCGCCGAGGCGUCAAGAGUUAUGCAACAGAGGGAGCCAUGACUCUGAGGAGUGGCCUGGGGGUCAACCUGAACGAUGUCAAAGUCUUUAACCGAGGACGGGAGAAAGGUUGAGGUUUCAACUUCGUUAUCACAUCCUUAUUAUUUCAUGUUUCUUACCAGGCUGUCAGGACCUGUUGUUAAGUGUUCUAGAAUCGACCUGAGAUUAAAGGGCCAAUCAGCUGUUGAAACAAUAACAACGUUCUUCCCAUCACAUCAUCAUCAUCUGUUUCAGUAAAAAGCUGAGGGAUGGGGCUAGAAAAAUGUAAUCACUCUCAAAUUCAUAAACAGAGCUAUGGAUGCAAGGACUGACCAUCCAUGAUAUCAAAAUGAUAGUUUAAACCAUGGUGUGUUUACAUUUACUUCGUUUACAAACAUUGGAAUACAAUACGCUUAUAUUUUGGGUUCUGUUGGGGUACAACAGUUAAACUAAGCUCAUGAGGCAUUUAUUUAUAGGUUAUAUUCUUCAAGAAUCAAUAGGUACAAAUAAUGUCCAAAAAUGGAUGCAGCAACUGCUUAUUGCCCCUUUAAUGUGAAGGUAUUGAAACCUAAUAUCUGAAUAUUGACUAACAUUGAUACUGCAAUAUCAUUGCAACUUCAUAAUGGAAUCUUAUUCCUUAUGGUCAAAACAAUACAUUUCAGAUUGAUAGCCAAUGAGACUGUGGAGAACCUGACUUGACCCUGUGUUGACCUCUGACCUUUGACCCUGCUGUUGACUUCCCUACAGGAACCAACCCGUGCGGCCAGAACAACGGAGGCUGCCAUCAGCUGUGUUUCCACCAGGGCAGUGGGAGGAGGACGUGUUCCUGUGCUCACGGCUACUUGGCUAAAGGUAAUCAGUGAUCUUUUGUAUGUUUAUGUUCAUUUAUUCAUCUCUUUUAUUGCCUCUUGUUUGCUUUUUAUUCUUUUAAUUUAUAUAAUUGUUUUACUGUUAAGUGUGUAGCGAUUUUAAAUGCAUUUUAAAGUUUGAUCUUAUUUUUUAAUUUUUUUCACAUCAAAUGUUUAUUAUUUCAAUUAAUCACAGUUUCAAGGGUUCAAUUAGAUAAUCAUUGUCAUUUGAUUAGACGGUCUCAACUGUCACCAGUACGAUGGCUACCUUCUCUACUCUGAGAGGUCGGUCCUGAGGAGCAUCCACCUAUCAGACGACAGCGACCUCAACUCUCCCAUCAGGCCCUAUGAGAACCCUGCCUACUUCAAGAAUGUGAUAGCGCUGGCCUUUCAUCACCAACAACAGAACUCUGGAGGCACCAACCGGAUUUUCUAUAGUGACGUUCACUUUGGGAAUAUACAGGUUGUCAAUGAUGACUGGACUGGACGGAGAGUGAUCGUUGAGAGUAAGUUCACUUUGAUAAAGUGUGGUAUUUGUUUGUCUGCUCAUUUAUCCAUUACUAAAUGGAUUACUAACAGCUCUGAGUUAGAAAAGCUGAAAACGUUUUGUUUAUCAUAUCUACAGAUGUAGGAUCUUAAUUUGAGCCAAUUUCCUACAGCAGGAAAAUAAUCAUGCAGCAACAGGAAAUGUGAAUAAUAAUGUGGAUUAUAAUAUUGUAGGGGUUAAAAUAAAUUUUUCGUUAGGGCAAAUCAAGUCUGAAAUUUCAAAGUGUAAAUGACAAAAUUUUAAAGCCUUUUUAAACCUCAAAUAUUGCUGUGCAGGAAAAUUCUCAGCAACAAAAGAGUGAUCAAAUUAAGAUCCUACAUCUGUAGCAAAACUCAACGGGGGAAGUGGAAAUCCCUGUAGAAUGUACGUGCAUCCUUUUCUCACCUCCUUUCACAUUGAAUGCGUUCAUUAUUUUAUUUCUGCACCUUAGCUUCCUCCCUGCCUUUAGAAAGAUGAGAGAGAAGACUGAUGAGCAAGUAAAGCUGCUGUUUCAAGUAGUGAACAUUUCUUUCCCACAAUUUCAAAGGUCUUCAACUUUCCAUUGACAAGAGCUCAAACUGUUACUUGGAGUGUGAAACCAGAGGGAUCCCACAUAAUCUCACUGCCUUUCAUGUACCACUGAUGUCAACAUUUAGAGACCGACUCAAGCCUCUUUUGUACGUCUGACAGAAACUCAGAUCUUUUGCCAUUUCUAUUGCUUUCAUUUUGUUGCUGAUAGAAGUAGCAAAACUAUCAAAGACUGCAUUGUACAGCAAGAUGAGAUGUCAGUUGAAAUGAUUUUAGAAGUGAUACAUUACAUGUUAUCUAGUUCUACUGGAGUUGUAGAUGAUGAAAGGAAUCCUAUAUAGAGAAGCUUUAGGUGUAUUAAUAUAAUAAUGUAAUGACCCAGCUGGGUCAUAAAGGAAAAGAAAGACGGGCACCAGGUGUACAGGGCAGAACACAGGUUUAUUCCUAAAUGGGCUAUUGUUCAGGCCACAGCCCACGCCGCUAAAUCCCGAACGUACACAAAUAUAACAUGUCAAGUUAAGGGUCCCGAACAGAAGAGGGGGAGACGAGACAGUAACCCCUAUUUAUGCAUUUCAAAACCCUUACCCAUCAUACCCCCCCAACCUUUCCAUCUGUCCUGGUAUAUUUAACCCCUUCUAGCACCCAUGAGAACAAUAACACACCCACGAACACAGAACACAAUACCGGGUCGUUACAAUAAUAUUGUAUAUGCCAUUUAGCAGACACUUUUAUCCAAAGACUUAGUCAUGCGUGCAUACAUUUUAUGUAUGGGUGGUCCCGGGAAGCGAACCCACUAUCCUGGUGUUGCAAGUGCCAUGCUCCACCAACUGAGCUAGAGAGUACCAGAAUUUGGUGUAGGUGUAUAAAAGGGUUGGCCUGAGGCUUGUGCUGUGAGGAGUGGGCGUGUUAGUUGGUAUUGGCAUUUUGAUCCGUCUUCGUUUGCAGCCAACUGUAAUAGGUGAUGGAUGGCAAACAGGAAGUGAUGUGAUGACACCUUCUGUCCCCACUGUAAAUCACUCCACAGAAACUUCAAACACUACAGACACGUUCAAUCAGUUCCACCAUAACAUAUUACCUGAUCUAUUCACACUGUCAGGGACAGUUGACUACUACUGGCAUUUCCUCUGGCUUUUUUCCGACCUUCUAAUGCAAAUUCCUUCCAACAAUCAUCAAAGAAGACAAAAUAUAUGUAUUUCAUUUCUGUUUCUUUCAGAUGUACAAACAUGAGAAAUAGAUGAAAAUAGCAUAUUAAUAGACAACCAUGACACCUAGAACAACAGGAAAACAGUCUUAUUAUUCUAUAAAAUGUUUGAGCCCAGACAGAUAAAUACUGUGAUUAAAUACACUACAUGACCAAAAGUAUGUGGACAUCUGCUCGUCGGACAUCUCAUUCCAAAAUCAUGGGCAUUAAUAUGGAGUUGGUCCCCACUUUGCCGCUAUAACAGCCUCCACGCUUCUGGGAAGGCUUUGCACUAGAUGUUGGAAAAUUGCUGCGGGGACUUGCUUCCAUUCAGCCACAAGAGCAUUAGUGAGGUUGGGCACUGAUGUUGGACAAUUAGGCCUGGCUUGCAGUCAGCGUUCCAAUUCAUCCCAAAGGUGUUCGAUGGGGUUGAGGUCAGGGCUCUGUGGAGGCCAGUCAAGUUCUUCCACACAGAUCUCGACAAACCAUUUCUGUAUGGACCUUGCUUUGUGCAUGGGGACAUUUUCAUGCUGAAACAGGAAAGGGCCUGCCCCAUUCUGUUGUCACAAAGUUGGAAGCACAGAAUCAUCUAGAAUGUCAUUGUAUGCUGUAGCGUUAAGAUUUCCCUUCACUGGAACUAAGGGGCCUAGCCCGAACUAUGAAAAACAGCCCCAGACCAUUAUUCCUCCUCCACCAAACUUUAGUUGGCACUAUGCAUUCGGGUAGGUAGCGUUCUCCUGGCAUACCAGAUUUGUCCGUCGGACUGCCAGAUGGUGAAGCGUGAUUCAUCACUCUAGAGAACGCGUUUCCACUGCUCCAGAGUCCAGUGGCGGCGAGCUUUACAGCACUCCAGCCGAUGCUUGGCAUAGCACAUGGUGAUCUUAGGCUUGUGUGCAGCUGCUCGACCAUGGAGACCCAUUUCAUGAAGCUCCCGACGAACAGUUAUUGUGCUGACGUUGCUUCCAGGGGCAGUUUGUAACUCAGUAGUGAGUGUAGCAACCGAGGACAGACGAUUUUUACGCGCUUCAGCACUUGGCGGUCCCGUUCUGUGAGCUUGUGUGCCUUCCACUUCACAGCUGAGCCGUUGUUGCUCCAAGGCUUUUCCACUUCACAAUAACAGCACUUACAGUUGACCGGGGCAGCUCUAGCAGGUCAGAAAUUUGACGAACUGACUUGUUGGAAAGGUGGCAUCGUAUGACGGAGCCUAUAUGACUAUAUAACUAUAUGACGCUGGAGCCUAUAUGCGAACCGAACGUUGGAAAGACAUUCGUUUGAAAAACGAGAAAAAAACAGCAAUAGUAAUGUUUGUCCAUAUUGAGACGCUGUAGUCAGAAUGAAUCUAAGAUAACUCAGAAUCUGUCAUUCAUUUUGAAGUUUUUCCCGAGCAGAUCUUAGUCGCACAAUUUUACAUGUUGUUUGGUGCAGUAUUUCUCAAUGAAAAAAUGUGCAUGAGAACGAGUCGUCUCUCAUUGAAUGACAACAAACACUUUGAAGAAUCCGUACUGUUGACCAAUCACCGACAAAGGAGCGUAGACUUCGGCUACCGACUUCGACUAGAAAAAAUGUGUGCACGAACAGCCGAAGACCAAAACGAACAACAAGUCGCUAAAUGUCAUCAUAAUAUACAGCAUGCACAAACUGUUCCCAACUGUUUUGGAUGGGAAGCAUAAGGACGCCUUUACUCUCUUCCUAUAUAGAUAUAUAGUGAAUAUCAAUGCUAAUAGAUGAAUAUGACAUUUCUACUGUAUGUCCAUCUGAUACAGUGUUUUAGGAAGAAUCAGCUGAACACACAGACACAGAGGCCUCGGAGGUGUUGCAGUAAAGUUCCCUAAUGCACAUAGACAGCACAUCCCCAUCACCCCAUAGCCCCUGGAGCUUCUGUACAGUAGGCUAGGCUCCAUGCUGACUUGGCUCAAAUACAUCUGACUGACCAGAAACGUGGAAGGAAGAUCCAUCUAAAUAACUCAGGAGGUUGGAUGUUGGAGAGGGAAGGGAAUAAUGGGUGUGCUUAUAGGAGGCUAGCUCAUGGAGAAAGCACCAACACUAUUCCCAUACAAAAUAAUGAUUAACGAAUAUGAUAAUUAAGUAUCUCCUAAAAUAAUAUUUUUGUCAUCCAUAUAGGCCUAUGUUCAAACAAGUGUGUGAUAUUACGCUAGUUGCAGAAUCUAUUCUGAAUACAUUUGGGCAGAUGAAGAGAAUAUGAUUUUUAUUUUUCAGUUGUUUGUUGAAAGAUUUCUUAGUGGUGUUGCCUGUUUGUAUACUGGCUGUAUUCUCAAUUAUUUAUAUUACUUUUUUUACUGGUAGCGAAUGUUGAUUUGUAUGUCCUAGUUUGUGCUAUUGUCCUGUCUGAAUGUAAAACAGUGAGCAGCUGUUACAUGGCACCGCAGUCUUCUAUUGCUCAUCUCUUAGCACAGUGGGACAUCUUUCUACCUGCCUAGGCUUGUUAGGUUCCGUUCAAAUGAGUUUGGCAUUGAUUGAUCUUUUAGGAAGAAACACUACUGGUCGGUACGGCAAAAUGUGAAAUAAUGGGAUAUAUUCACAGGGAUAUCCAGGUGUAUCCCGAUGAAGGUUAUCCACAUUCAGACCCAACCAGUUUAAAAUCAAAGUAUUCACAGAGAGUGUAAGGGCUAUUUGACCAAGAAGGAGAGUGAUGGUGUGCUGCAUCAGAUGACCUGGCCUCCACAAUAACCCGACCUCAACCCUAUUGAGAUGGUUUGGGAUGAGUUGGACCGCGGAGUGAAGGAAAAGCAGCCAACAAGUGCUCAGCAUAUGUGGGAACUCCUUCAUGAAGCUGGAUGAGAGAAUGCCAAGAGUGUGCAAAGCUGUCAUGAAGGCAAAGGGUGGCUACUUUGAAAAAUCUAAAAUAUAUUUUGAUUUGUUUAACACUUUUUUGGUUACUACAUGAUUCCAUAUGUGUUAUUUCAUAGUUUUGAGGUCUUCACUAUUAUUCUACAAUGUAGAAAAUAGUAAAAAUAAAGAAAAACCCUUGAAUGAGUAGGUGUGUCCAAACGUUUGACUUGUACUGUAUAUACAGUGGGGGAAAAAAGUAUUUAGUCAGCCACCAAUUGUGCAAGUUAUCCCACUUAAUAAGAUGAGAGAGGCCUGUAAUUUUCAUCAUAGGUACACGUCAACUAUGACAGACAAAUUGAGGAAAAAAAAUCCAGAAAAUCACAUUGUAGGAUUUUUAAUGAAUUUAUUUGCAAAUUAUGGUGGAAAAUAAGUAUUUGGUCACCUACAAACAAGCAAGAUUUCUGGCUCUCACAGACCUGUAACUUUUUCUUUAAGAGGCUCCUCUGUCCUCCACUCGUUACCUGAAUUAAUGGCACCUGUUUGAACUUGUUAUCAGUAUAAAAGACACCUGUACACAACCUCAAACAGUCACACUCCAAACUCCACUAUGGCCAAGACCAAAGAGCUGUCAAAGGACACCAGAAACAAAAUUAUAGACGUGCACCAGGCUGGGAAGACUGAAUCUGCAAUAGGUAAGCAGCUUGGUUUGAAGAAAUCAACUGUAUAUACCACGGCUAACCACGUCUCACUCCGCGUUACAUCGUGCCUAAGAACAGCCCUUAGCCAUGGUAUAUUGGCAUAUACCACACCCCCUCGUGCCUUAUUGCUUAAUUAUACCAGUGUUAUUGUUCCUGUGUAGAUGUGGGGUCAGUGGAGGGCCUAGCGUACCAUGGAGCCUGGGACUCGCUUUACUGGACCAGCUCGACCACAGCCACCAUCAGCAGGCACAGCCUGGACCAGAGGCUCCCCGGGGCCAUCACCAGAGAGGCUGUGGUCACACUGGCAGAGGACGACCACCCACAUAACCUGGCUCUGGAGGAGUGUCAGAAGUAGGUGUUAAACCUUCAUUGCUCCUAAUGUCUUAUACAGGCCCUUAAUGGCCUACAGUAGAUGUUCACUUGGGUAUAUUUUUACAUUUGUAAAUUUUUUGUCAUUUAGCAGACGCUCUUAUCCAGAGCGACUUACAGUUAGUGAGUGCAUACAUUUUUCAUACUGGGUUGUGUUAUGUACUGAGUUAGUAAAUCUGUUGAAAACUUCUGCAAUCAGGGGAAUGAGGUUUGUAACUGCUCUGGGGGAAUGUCAGAAGUGUUCUAUCGUCAUUCCUUACUGAUCCUAAUGUCUUUUAUGUUUUCUUUGCCUCCCUUCUAUCCUCUACUUUCAUUCACAAGAACACGAGGCUGUCUUAAAAAUGUGACUAAAUCAUUUUGCUUUAGAAUGUGAGGAUAGAAACGUGUUCAUAUCUUUAGAAAAUAGAGAUAGAAAAAAGUGUAUCCGCUUUUUCCUGGAAACAUGUUUCUUUUGAAUGGAAAUACAUCAUUCAGUGUAGACGUUGAUGGAUGUUUACAAUGCAGUAUAUUGAAUGGAGAUGCAUCCCAUCCGUUUGCUUCUGUGAAAGUCUCAAUAUAGUUUUUGUUUUCACUGCUGAUGCAGCCUGAUGUUCUGGACUAACUGGAAUGAACAGCACCCCAGCAUUAUGAGGUCCACCCUGUCAGGAAACAAUAUCCAGAGUAUUGUCACCACAGACAUCCUCACACCUAAUGGACUCACCAUCGACCAUACCGCCGAGAAACUCUUCUUCUCCGAUGGCAGUCUGGGAAAGAUUGAACGAUGUGAAUAUGAUGGCUCACACAGAUUUGUAAGGAGAAAAAAUGUGUAUAUAUAUAUAUAUAUAUAUAUAUACUGUAUGUUAUUCUGAAUAGAAUGAUUAAGUCAUAUAUUGUACACUCUUAGAAAAAAAGGUGCUAUCUAGAACCUUAAAGGGUUCUUCGGCUGUCCCAAUAGGAAAACCCUUUGAAGAACCCUUCAUGGUUGCUUGUAGAACCCCAUUGUCUUCUUCCGUUCAUUCUGUAGGUGAUUGUGAAGUCAGGUCCAGGAACCUUCUUUGGCCUGGCUAUCUAUGGGAACUUCCUGUUCUGGUCUGAUUGGGUACGGAGGGCGGUGGUACGCUCCAAUAAGUACACAGGUGGUGACAUGAAGGUCCUCAGAGCCGACAUCCCCCACCAGCCAAUGGGAAUUGUUGCAGUUUCCAACAAUACCAACAAUUGUAAGUGAAUUCUAUACAGUACAUCAAAGCAAAACUCACUUGUUUUGGUACGGAGUCUUCUAUACAUUGUCUAAAAUAUACACACAAAAUGUGGUAUUUUGAGAGUAGACUAUUUUGUAAUUGUAUGUGAUAAAAUGUAACUGCAGCCUGUGAUGGUUUGCCUUUGGUUACAACCCAGUGUAGCUGAGUUUGACCAUUUGGCAUGAACAUUAUACAAAACUUACUAUAGCCCCAUUUACCCUCCCCGAUUAAUUACCACUCAAUGUAAAUCUGUUAUUGAAGAAAUAACCUAAAAAACCCCAACCUCCAGUGCCACAGGCUACCCCAUGUUGCCUGGCCUGUGCUUCAACAGAACUAAAGCUUGGCAUAGUGCAGUCAGCUGAAUCUAUACCAUUCGAGCAGAGAAAUCCUCUCUCUCUCUCUCUCUCUCUCUCUCUCUCUCUCUCUCUCUCUCUCUCUCUCUCUCUCUCUCUCUCUCUCUCUCUCUCUCUCUCUCUCUCUCUCUCUCUCUCUCUCUCUCUCUCUCUCUCUCUCUCCUGGAGUAACUGUAAUGAGCAGACGUGUGGGUAUUAAGGGGGCAGCAUGAUGGCAUGGUUUAUAGCUUACCUCUCCAUACCGCUGUCCGAGCCAAACACAGUUCAAAGAGGGUCCCCAACGGAGACCGUCUACCUUUCUACCACAACACUGCCCUUGAAAAGUUUUCAGUGCUUGAUUUCAAAUAUUUGGAAGCUGAAACUCUUUAUUGGAGGCACUGCAAGAAGGAAGUAAAGCAUGGCUUUUGGAUUUGAUUUUUUUUUUAUCAAUACACUUUCCUGUUUAUUUGGAGGUUGAUGUGUGUUUUCUGUAACAUGAUGUACUACAGUACCCAUAAUGCUCUGUUUUUCCAGGUGAACUGUCCCUUUGCACAGUGCUGAAUGGUGGAUGUCAUGACCUUUGUCUUCUGACCCCUCACGGCACGGUCAACUGUAGCUGCAGAGGAGAGAGACUACUACUGGAAGAUAACAGAUGUGUAUGUAAGUCUAGCACUUUGUCUUUUCCCCUCUAAUUCAUUGGUAAACACCAUCCGGCUCGAAGGACCAUGUAAAAGUAUUGCUAGUAGACAAUAGGCAUCUGACAAUAGUCAUCUGAAAAUAGUCAUCUGACAGUGCUACUGUCAGAUUAAGCAAUGUGAGGGGCUGGGAGGGAUAUAGCAGAAAACAGACCCUUCUGUUUGGACAAAGAAUCAAUCAGAAAAUAUUGAUUUUCUCUUAUUUUUGCAGCUGAGAACUCCUCCUGCAACAUCCACACUGAGUUUGAGUGUGGGAACGGGGAGUGUAUCGACUAUCAGCUGACAUGCGACGGAAUAGCUCACUGCAAAGACAAGUCUGAUGAGAAAAUGCAAUACUGUGGUAAGUAAGCACCCAAUAUGUGUUACUGUACUAGUUCACCAGUGCUCAGAUGAAAAUUACUACCAGCUCCCUACCAAGCCCCCCGGGGCUCUUGUCCAAUAGAAUGAGUUCAGACUCGCUCACUUCCUGAAAUCCAUGAAGGAGAAGAGGAACAGUAUUAAAGUGUCUUUCAUGUAAUUUCUUUGGUCGAAUCUCUUCCUAAAGUGUCUUUUUAUUGCUUUCGUUUUUCUUCCUCUCCCUCUUUUCUCCUCUUCCUCUCUUACAGAUAACAGAAACUGUAGACGGGGCUUCAAGAGCUGCUAUAACCAGCGCUGUGUGGCCAAUAGACGGGUUUGUGACGGGGUCAACGACUGUGGAGAUAAUUCCGACGAGGUUUAUUGUAACAGUGAGUAAUAAGAAUCUGAAUUUAAAUGCCCAGUCCGACAGACAACAUAAUCUGUACUACAUUAUUACAGUAUAAACAAAAAAAAUAGCUUUAGGGUGAACUACUGUCUUUCCUAUUAGAUUUCAUAGAGGAACAUUUCUCCAAGCAAGGAUAAUAUUAUCUAGUCUUUCUAUUAUCUCUUUCUAAUCCACCUGACGAUGAACCAAAGAGAUGGAUUUCAAAUACAACAUAUUUCUACCCCUCCUUUCUUAAUCUUUUUCUUUUCUGACCUGUAUUUUCUCUUCAGAUUCCACAUGCUCUCCCUCAGACUGGCGUUGUCUAAACGGGGUUUGUAUUCCGGCCUCGGCCCGCUGCAAUCAGAUCAUCGACUGUCCCGACGCCUCAGAUGAGAAGAACUGCAGUAAGAUAAGCCUUUGUUAAAGCGCCAUACUGUGUCUUUUUUAAGGCAACACACUAUCUUUGUUAAGGCGCUACACUGUAUCUUUCUAAGGUGCUACAACGUUGCCAACGUAGCUUUUCCACGUAGCUGGUCUGUAGGCUAGCCUGAUCGUGUGUUAUUAAUGUUAGAUAAUAAAAAAAGAAGGAAGGUCCGCACCUCGGAAUUUGAAGUUAUUUUUCAUUGUUAUUAAUGUCAGGACACUACACUAUUAUAGAUAAGACAAUGUAUAGCCAAGAAUAUCAAUCCCUAACCUUAGCCUUUGGAUAUGCCGGUCGAAUGCUCACUUCCUCUAGGCAACACAGGCUGCUUGGAUUACUACAAGCUGGGGGUGAAGGAGACAGUGUUCGUCAGCUGCAACUCUACCUCCCUCUGUGUCCACCCCUCCUGGAUAUGUGAUGGAGCCAACGACUGUGGGGAUUAUGCAGAUGAAACCAACUGCUGGAGUAUGUUUUUUUCCUUCCUUUUUUUCUGAUCUGUGACGCUAGUUCUGUCGUCUACUGUUGAUGUGGUCGUGUACCAGACAGACACCAGGCCUAGUGGAAUGCAUUUUAAGAUUACAUUUGAAAUAGUCAUUUGAAAAUAGUCGGCCUCAUAGUUUAUGUUCUGACUGUAUCUUGGCUUCUGGUUUCUCCCCAGCUCCUUCCCUCAGAAAGAGAUGUGAGGAAGGCCAUUUUGCUUGCCCCAGUGGAAACUGCAUCCACACUGUCUGGCUGUGUGACGGAGUGAAAGACUGUGAAGAUGGAGCAGAUGAAUUCCAGUGUGGUAUGAUAUCAUACAUAUUUAUUUCUAUAAUAUUUAUUUACAUUACAUUUAUUUCAGCAAGCACAUUGCACUGAUUUGUUUCCACUGACACUGAUGAGAGAGAGAGUCUAAAUUAUUCCAAUUAGGAACGGUUGGAUCAUUAUGUUGUAGGGUACAUCCUGCAUGAAAUGUUGACAUACAGUGAGGGAAAAAAGUAUUUGAUCCCCUGCUGAUUUUGUAUGUUUGCCCACUGACAAAGAAAUGAUCAGUCUAUAAUUUUAAUGGUAGGUUUAUUUGAACAGUGAGAGACAGAAUAACAACAAAAUAAUCCAGAAAAACGCAUGAAAGAAAUGUUAUAAAUUGAUUUGCAUUUUAAUGAGGGAAAUAAGUAUUUGACCCCCUCUGAAUCAGAAAGAUUUCUGGCUCCCAGGUGUCUUUUAUACAGGUAACGAGCUCUUAAAGGGAGUGCUCCUAAUCUCAGCUUGUUACCUGUAUAAAAGACACCUGUCCUACUGAGGAAUAAUGACGGGAGGAGAUGUUUCACUCCUGCUAUUGGUUCUUCAGCGCAGAGCAGUGGACUAUGUUGUUGUAACCCAAACAGAAUAGCAAUAACAAAUAUCCUAUUUCUAUUUGUUGUGGAUUUUGUUGUUCUUGUGAUUUUUUUAAGUCCCUCUGGGCAGCAAUGCUCAUCGUCUGUGUAUUUGAAUGAGUCCCAGCCAGUAGCGGUUGGAUACACACACAGUGUUGUUGGUGCCCGCUGUUUGUGUGGCUAGUUCACAAUGACCUUGUCCAUACAGCCACACAAUCAUUGUUAAUGGUUGCUCUCUGGCUGCCCAAGGAGCAAAGGAAGCAGCUCCACAGUGUCAUUAUAAAAUUUAUGUGGAAUGGAAACAAAUAAACAAACAGACAAUUAUUAUCCAUCUCCCUCUCUCAUCUCCCUCUCUCUCUCUCUCUCUCUCUCUCUCUCUCUCUCUCUCUCUCUCUCUCUCUCUCUCUCUCUCUCUCUCUCUCUCUCUCUCUGCUUGCUGAGGCUGAAUUAUUUUUACCUCACUUGGCACUCCUUCACUCCUUUGUACAUGGUUAGAAUGUAAGACAAGCAUUACCUUGAAAGUGCUUACGACUGAGGGAAUGGUUUUGCAAUGUUGGUGUAUCUAAUUUCACAGAUGACAUUGAUAUAGUGAUACAACGUUCCACCUGCAUUAGAAUAGAGAUUCGCUUCAAAAUUGUUUACCUUCACCUCCAUAUGUAAUAUUAUUUUCUUCACCUUUUCUGUACAAAGGCCUACCUUCUUUCUUGCACAGAAAAGUAUGUGACUGGGGUACAAUUUCACAUUACUCUAUAACCUGGGGCCAUUGGAUUUGCGCACCUACACUGCCGUACUAAAUCAUUAAUUUAUCACUGCUCUCUACAUGGUUAAUUGUGAAGAUGUUUACAUGCUUCCUGUCCCAAUGAAAUACCAUAUAAUAUGUUAUAUUUCAUUCUGUCUAGACUUGUCCUGCCUGUGGAACCAAUUUGCCUGCUCUAAGAACAAGUGCAUAGCCAAGCAGUGGCUUUGUGACGGAGAGGACGACUGUGGGGAUGGACUGGACGAGAGCGCAGAGAUCUGUGGUAUAAAUACACGCCUGAAUUUAUUUACAUUAUGUUGACUCAAAUGUGUUUAUUCUCAGAGAGAAUGUAGAGAACAGCCAUAAAUCAACAUCAAAGUGACAUAUAUUUGAAAUUUUAUGAGAUACGUCAUUGGUGGAGAUAUAUGGAUGAGCAAUGUGCUACAAACAGAGAUAUGGAUUUGAUGUUUUUCAGUAAUAUUUGCACAGACUCUUCAGAAAGUCUUGUGAAUAUCUAUAUUUCUAGUACUGUAAUUGUGCAGAUUCUGUAGUCUGAGUGCCAGUCUCUUUCAGCUCUCUUGCCAUAUCCUUGUCACUCAUUGUUAUACCAAACAUGUUUGGCAUGACAAUUCCUUAUGGAGUUGGCAAGAGAGCUGAAACAGAUUGGCACUCAGGCUAAAGAUUCUUCAGUUCAGUAAAAUAAUAUUUUGACCACGACUCCUAUUGUACAUAUCCAGGUACGGCUACCUGUGGCCCAGGGUUGUUUAGUUGCCCAGAGUCGUACGCCUGCGUCCCCAAACACUGGCUUUGUGAUGGGGAGAGGGACUGUCCAGAUGGGAGUGAUGAGCUCUCUGCUGCUGGCUGUGGUAAUAUUAUUGUUCUGAAGUUCUCCAACAAAAGUCACAGUCAUAGUGUAGUCACUCCCUUUUCUAAAGCACAUAUGUCUCAAUAUGUGUCUGACAGUGUAUUCCGAGCCCCUUUUUCUAAAGUUCAAAUGUCUCGAUACAUGUUUGUCAUAGUGUAUUGUCCUCUGAAGGCCUCCGACCCGAAAGCACACAGACAGAGUUUAGUCACUCAGAAUCCCUUUUGUAAAGCACAAAUGUCUCAAUACAUGUUUGUCAUAGUGUAUUGUCCUCUGAAGGCCUCCGAACCGAAAGCACACAGACAUAAUUUAGUCCCAUUUGUAAAGCAAAAAUGUCUCAUUACAUUUCUGUCAUUGUUUAUUCAGAAUCCCUAUUGUAAAGCAGAAAUUACUCAAUAUAUUUCUGUUAUAAUUUUUUAAAAAAAGUAAAAUCGCCCUUCCAUCUUCUACAGUACUGUAAAAACACAUUUCACCUUGAUGCACAUACACUACAUGGCCAAAAGUAUGUGGACACUUGCUCGUCGAACAUCUCAUUCCAAAAUUAUGGGCAUUAAUAUGGAGUUUGUCCCCCCUUUGCUGCUAUAACAGCCUCCACUCUUCUGGGAAGGGUCUCCACUAGAUGUUGGAACAUUGCUCCGGGGACUUGCUUCUGUUCAGCCACGAGCAUUAGUGAGGUCGGGCACUGAUGUUGGGCGAUUAGGCCUGGCUCGCAAUCGGCGUUCCAAUUCAUGCCAAAGGUAUUCGAUGGGGUUUAGGUCAGGGCUCUGUGCAGGCCAGUCAAGUUAUUCCACACCGAUCUCGACAAACCAUUUCAGAAUGGACCUCGCUUUGUGCAUGGGGGCAUUGUCAUGCCUUCCCCAAAUCGUUCUCCUGGUAUCCGCUAAACCCAGAUUCGUCCGUCAGACUGACAGAUGGUGAAGCAUGAUUCAUCGCUCCAGAGAACGCGCUUCCACUGCUCCAGAGUCCAAUGGCAGCGAGCUUUACACCACUCCAGCCGACGCUUGGCAUUGCGCAUAGUGAUUAGGCUUGUGUGCGGCUGUUCGGCCAUGUAAACCCAUUUCAUGAAGCUCCCGACGAACAGUUAUUGUGCUGACGAUGCUUCCAGAGGCAGUUUGGAACUCGGUAGUGACUGUUGGAACUGAGGACAGACGAUUUUUACGCGCUAUGAGCUUUAGCACUUGGUGGUCCCGUUCUGUGAGCUUGUGUGGUCUACCACUUUGUGGCUGAGCCGUUGUUGCUCUUAGACGUUUCCACUUCACAAUAACAGCACUUACAGUUGACCGGGGCAGCUCUAGGAGGGCAGAAAUUUGACGAACAGGCUUGUUGGAAAAGUGGCAUCCUAUGACGGUACCACGUUGAGAAUCACUGAGCUCUUCAGUAAGGCCAUUCUACUGCCAAUGUUUGUCUAUGGAGAUUGCAUGGCUGUGUGCUCUGUUGUAAAGACCUGUCAGCAACGGCUGUGGCUGAAAUAGAUGAAUCCAUUAUUUGAAGGGGUGUCCACAUACUUUUGUAUAUAUAGUAUACCUUGUUAAUAAUGUCCACAUUCCUAUAGAAGUUCAGAUCCUUUUUGAGAGAGAAAUGAGAAUCUCAGGUAUUUAACAAAUUGGCCCUCCACAUAUUUCCUAACACAGCCCCCAACAACACGUGCAUGGAGGGCAUGUUCCAGUGUCGUAAUCAGGUCUGCAUCCCACAGCGGUUCGCCUGUGACCAUGAUGAUGACUGUGGAGACGGCUCCGAUGAGACUCUGCAGUGUGGUAAGAACCGCCCCCCCCUCUCUCUCUCGCUCUCUCUCAGAUGGUGCUUUAGUAAAGUUUGUCUAGGGAGUUACUCUUAUGGAAUAUUUAAUAUGGUUGUAUUUUUCACAGUUAGCUAGUGUUCUCAUAACAUUAAGGGUUGCAAUAAAGUGGUAUUAAAUGCUCUGCUAUACUGCCUGGUAUUAUAUUUGCAUAGGAGUCAGCACUGCUUGAUAUCCAAUCUCACUUUCUCUAUUCCUGCCCGUAUUGUUGUGUUCUGACUGGACAUCCCGCCUCUUGCCUCCUGUGUCCUACAGAGUAUGGUUCCUGCAGUCUGGGGGAGUUCCACUGCACAGAUGGCCGCUGUUUACCCAGAGUCCAGUGGGAGUGUGACGGCCAUCCCGACUGUCUCGACCAAUCAGACGAGCUGCCACACAACCCCAAGUGUUCCGCUGCAGGCAAGCCUUUCAUCUGAUACUGUGUGUGUGUGUGUGUGUGUGUGUGUGUGUGUGUGUGUGUGAGAGAGAGCGAGAGCGAGAGAACAGAACAGGGACAGACCCCCCCCCCCCCCCAGUCUCACCAUGUCCCAGCUGGUUUUAGCCUAUUAUAAACAUGUGAUGCUCAUACGCCUGCUGUGAACAGGGCUGAUACAAAUUGAGUUGAUAACAGGGCCAUGCUCAGACCUUUCAGGGGGCAGGUGCUCAAAAUGAACCCACCGGCACCCGGUUUACUGAUUGUGAUUUAUCUUCAAUGCUCUUUUAUAAUAUAAUAUUCAUAAUCUUCUGACUCAUGAUAUAUGGGCUGGCUGGCUAGUAGCUUGUGUGGAUAUUUUUAGUAUAUGGUGGUUAGCUCAGGCAGGUCACCGUGAUUCAAGUCAGUAUUCAACGUCCAUCCAUGUCUGAGGACGUCGGGAGAUGCCGUGGAAACUGGCCACUAGGGGCAACAGUGAGCGCUGUUACCUUGAAGUAGGCGUUGUGGAUGUGGAUGGCAGAUCGGCGUUAGCAUCCGCCUAUGGUUCCAAAGAGCCCAAAGGUUGCAUGUUCAAAUCCAAUGAAGGUUGUUUUUGAUAUUUUUGUUUUAAGCCUAUCCUAAACCUUAACACUUACCUUAACCAUUCGGAAUUAAUGCCUAACCUUAAGAAUUCGGAGUUGAUGCCUAAACUUAACCUUGGAACGAUACAGAGAAGUAAUCAAACACUUAGAAAUUUGACGUUUGGAACAACUUAGAAAUUUGACGUUUGGAAUAACUUUGAAAUUUGACGUUUGGAACAACUUCGAAAUUUGACGUUUGGAACAACUUCGAAAUUUGACAUUUGAGAAACAUGGAUGAACAUCUAGACUACCUGUGUUGCUGCUGCCAUGACACACAUGUGCAACUCCCGACUGAAGAAGGGAUGGAGUUGGGUCGGAGGGUCGUAGAUGCAGCCAUGUUAAUCCAAUGUUAUACUGCAGCUGCUGUAGCGGUACUAUUGGUAUUUAAACUAGGUAGCUUGCGCCGAGUUGCUGCGAUGGGACAAGACUGUAACUACCAAUUGGAUAUCACGAAAUUGGGGAGAAAAAGGGGUAAAAGUGUGUGUGUGUGUGUGUGUGUAUAUAUAUAUAUAUAUAUAUAUACAGUGAGGGAAAAAAGUAUUUGAUCCCCUGCUGAUUUUGUACGUUUGCCCACUGACAAAGAAAUGAUCAGUCUAUCAUUUUAAUGGUAGGUUUAUUUGAACAGUGAGAGACAGAAUAACAACAAAAAAAUCCAGAAAAACGCAUGUCAAAAAUGUUAUACAUUUAUUUGCAUUUUAAUGAGGGAAAUAAGUAUUUGACCCCCUCUCAAUUAGAAAGAUUUCUGGCUCCCAGGUGUCUUUUAUACAGGUAACGAGCUGAGAUUAGGAGCACACUCUUAAAGGGAGUAGUCCUAAUUUCAGCUUGUUACCUGUAUAAAAGACACCUGUCCACAGAAGCAAUCAAUCAAUCAGAUUCCAAACUCUCCACCAUGGCCAAGACCAAAGAGCUCUCCAAGGAUGUCAGGGACAAGAUUGUAGACCUAUACAAGGCUGGAAUGGGCUACAAGACCAUCGCCAAGCAGCUUGGUGAGAAGGUGACAACAGUUGGUGCGAUUAUUCGCAAAUGGAAGAAACACAAAAUAACUGUCAAUCUCCCUAGGCCUGGGGCUCCAUGCAAGAUCUCAUCUCGUGGAGUUGCAAUGAUCAUGAGAACGGUGAGGAAUCAGCCCAGAACUACACGGGAGGAUCUUGUCAAUGAUCUCAAGGCAGCUGGGACCAUAGUCACCAAGAAAACAAUUGGUAACACACUAUGCCGUGAAGGACUGAAAUCCUGCAGUGCCCGCAAGGUCACACUGUUUAAGAAAGCACAUAUACAUGCCCGUCUGAAGUUUGCCAAUGCACAUCUGAAUGAUUCAGAGGAGAACUGGGUGAAAGUGUUGUGGUCAGAUGAGACCAAAAUGGAGCUCUUUGGCAUCAACUCAACUCGCCGUGUUUGGAGGAGGAGGAAUGCUGCCUAUGACCCCAAGAACACCAUCCCCACCGUCAAACAUGGAGGUGGAAACAUUAUGCUUUGGGGGUGUUUUUCUGCUAAGGGGACCUGACAACUUCACCGCAUCAAAGGGACGAUGAACGGGGCCAUGUACCGUCAAUUCUUGGGUGAGAACCUCCUUCCCUCAGCCAAGGCAUUGAAAAUGGGUCGUAUAUGGGUAUUCCAGCAUGACAAUGACCCAAAACACAUGGCCAAGGCAACAAAGGAGUGGCUCAAGAAGAAGCACAUUAAGGUCCUGGAGUGGCCUAGCCAGUCUCCAGACCUUAAUCCCAUAGAAAAUCUGUGGAGGGAGCUGAAGGUUCGAGUUGCCAAACGUCAGCCUUGAAACCUUAAUGACUUGGAGAAGAUCUGCAAAGAGGAGUGGGACAAAAUCCCUCCUGAGAUGUGUGCAAACCUGGUGGCCAACUACAAGAAACGUCUGACCUCUGUGAUUGCCAACAAGGGUUUUGCCACCAAGUACUAAGUCAUGUUUUGCAGAGGGGUCAAAUACUUAUUUCCCUCAUUAAAAUGCAAAUCAAUUGAUAACAUUUUUUACAUGCGUUUUUCUGGAUUUUUUUGUUGUUAUUCUGUCUCUCACUGUUCAAAUAAACCUACCAUUAAAAUUAUAGACUGAUCAUUUCUUUGUCAGUGGGCAAAUGUACAAAAUCAGCAGGGGAUCAAAUACUUUUUUCCCUCACUGUAUAUAUAUAUAAUAUAAAUAUAAAAAAUAAUUGGUAGCUUGCUACACACACUCGACCGGUGACUGCAUCUCAAGCCAUACAUGUUUGGAUACCGGGCGCGAACUCCGUACAGGGCAGACCAACAGGGCAGGCGCAACCAACCAACUGACGGGGUGGGGGUGGCGAACUUGACGACGUCACGACAACUUUCGGGCAGUGGGUUCAGAACAACAAUGUCAAAAACGGUGUACAAAAAAAUAUAUACAAAUACCACCACCCAAAAGGGCAGCUGGCGAGUGGGAGGGCAAAGGGGCAGGUGUUCUGGUACAGGUAGACCCCUAUGUGUACACGUUCCUGGUUGAUAGAAAUAUGUUUAUUUGACUGUUUAAUUAUGUUGGCCAGUUCCCCAGACCCAGAAUAAGCCUAGUACUGGACAGCAACAACAAAAAACUAGAUUUUUUUUAUCCAGGACUAGGCUUAAUCUGGUUCCGGGAAUCCAGGAGUCUUGCAUUCCUGCCUUUCACAGAAAGUUUGAAUCUAACGCUUACCACUUUGUUCUGUAGAAAGCUUGUGCAACGGCUCUUUCUUCAUGUGUGUCAACGGCCGCUGUGUCUCGCUGGCCAGCCUGUGUAACAGGAGGGACGACUGUGGUGACGCGUCAGACGAGAGGAACUGUCACGUCAACGAGUGUCUGAACCGCCGAGUCAGUGGAUGCACACAGGACUGUGAAGACCUGCUUGUAGGGUACAAGGUAGGAAGGUACCCCUGCUCGCUUUCUCAGAAUUAUACACACACACACACACACACACACACACACACACACACACACACACACACACACACACACACACACACACACACACACACACACACACACAUACAUACAUAUACAGAAUCACAAGUCAUGAACUGUACAAGGUUAUUUGUCAGAAACACACACACACACGUUAUAGCCCUAAGUAUGGUAAGCCACUAAGCUCUUACAACAUAAAACUAAGACUUAGCGAAAACGGUUUUAUUGAUGUUUGGCACAUUUCUCUGUAAUGAUAGGAUUUCUGUGUAAUAGCACCAGGGUUAUUACAUUCAAUAUAUUAUCAUGUGUAACAAUAAAACAAACAGAACCUAAAUCAACAUACUAUGUGGACUUGAUAUUUCUCAGAAUGGAAAAGGUUCUGUUUUCCAGAACAUUUUGCUCCUGACUUACAAUAUGUGUUUGUUUGUACUAUUCAUACUUAAUAACCAUGACCCCGGUACAUACAGUACAGGAUGUAUGUUGGGAUCUGCUUGGUUGCUUUAAGCCAUAGGUUGUCAGAGAAACAUGUAUUUAAAUCCAUACUGUAAGACAGGGUUCUUCAAUUCCGGUCCUGGAGGGUUGAAACACCUCUGUUUUUCAUCCUCUCCUUCUAAUCAGGGGCUAAUUCAGACCUGGGACACCAGGUGAGUGCAAUUAACUACCAGGUAGAAAUAAAAAACAGAAGUGUUUCGGCCCUCCAGGACCGGAAUUGAAGAACCCUGCUGUAAGAUGUUCAAUCAUCAAAGAGUGGGUUGCCAACAAAACAAAACAUGGAUUUUGCGCUCAGAACCAAUAAAAUCCCUUUGUGUCAGAGUAUCCAUGUGUCAUAGUAUCCCUGUAUAGUCCAUAGUCACUCCAACCCAAUGGCGACAGUACCCCAAGACUUUUCUAUUGAUUGAUUCAGUGCCUCAGUGCCCACACAUGGAUUCUGUCUUAGGGUCAGAAAAAUAAUUGCUCUCAAUUUCUCCCUCACGUCCGAUCCAGUGCAAGUGUUGGCCGGGAUUUCGCUUGAAGAACGAUGGCCAAACGUGUGUUGACAUUGACGAAUGUUCAUCCGACUUCCCCUGUAGCCAGCUCUGCAUCAACACAUACGGAUCUUACAAGUGUCUGUGUGCAGACGGUUACGAGGCGCCAGCUAAGAACUCACAUAGCUGCAAGUCUCUCUCAGGUACACCUCUUUCUCUACCUCCAUCAUCAUUUGAUCUUCUGUUCUUAUUCUUGCUCUUCUCUCUCUCUCUCUCUCUCUCUCUCUCUCGCUCUCUCUCUCUCUCUCUCUCUCUCUCUCUCUCUCUCUCUCUCUCUCUCUCUCUCUCGCUCUCUCUCUCUUGCUUGCUCUCUCUCUCUCUCUCUCUCUCUCUCUCUCUCUCUCCUCUCUCUCUCUCUCUCCUCUCUCUCUCUCUCUCUCGCUUUUUCUCUCUCGCUUGCUCUCUCUCUCUCGCUUGCUUGCUCUCUCUCUCUCGCUUGCUCUCUCUCUCGCUUGCUCUCUCUCUCUCUCUCGCUUGCUCUCUCUCUCUCUCUCUCGCUUGCUCUCUCUCUCUCGCUUGCUCUCUCUCUCGCUUGCUCUCUCGCUCUCUCUCUCUCUCUCUCUCUCUCUCUCUCUCUCUCUCUCUCUCUCCCUACCCAUCUGUCCUUGUAUCUGUGCCUCUGCUGCUUGAGGUACCCCUCUCUCCACCUCCACUUCCAUCUUAUCUUCUUUCACCCUUUCCUUCUCUCCAUCUUCUCUCUCUUCCUUCUUACCCAUCUGCCCGUGUGUCUGCUCCUCUGUCACCCACCUUCCGCUUGAUUUUUUAAAUCAGGCUUCCGUAAAUCACAGGAGAAUUACCUUGCCGUCAGAACGAGGAUCCUGAUUGGUUAAAAGAGAAUACUAGAAUAUGUAUAAAGUAAAACUACGUGUUCUAUCUCUAUGGGAAUGUACCUAUAGUGAGCCCAGUCAAGUAACAGCCUGUGACAGUGAUAUAUACUAGGGCUUGGAGCUAGGGAGGAAAUCAGUGUUUGUAUAAGACUGACACCUCCAGAGACUCUGACUGUAACGUUACUGUACCUGACAGCAGUAGGAUAAUGAGACGAUGCAUUGAAUGUAAUGACUUGUGAAUAAUCAUAUGUGACUCUUUAGGACCAUCACUUUCAGACUAUAUUUUCUGACUAGAUUAUUAGUCAUUGUAGUCAUCGUGUAUUAUAAUUGCUGUAUUUUUUUUCUUGUAUUUUCUUCAGCUGAAGAGCCCUUCCUGAUUCUGGCCGACCAUCAUGACAUCAGGAAAAUAAGCACUGAUGGAUCCAAUUAUAUUCCUCUAAAACAGGUAAGACGCACCUUUUUUGAACCAGCUCAAUAUUUAAGCAUGGAGAAGGUUUCUUAUGCACAGAAUCAUUUUAUUGAUCCUCUCACUUGAGUACAUUUGAGUAUAUCCUUAUAUGGCCUGUGUAUCUCCCCAACCAAUAAUAUAAAGCAAUUGCUCAAUAUGAUAUGAGGUAUUGUUUUGUAAUAACAAUACAACAUGUACCUGAUGAUUGUGUCCCACAGGGCCUCAGUAACAUUAUAGCAGUGGACUUUGACUAUAGGAAGGAGUUGAUUUAUUGGAUUGACUCGAGCUCUCCUGCCCUAACCCAACGGAGGAUAAACAGAAUGCGACUGAAUGGGAGCGACCUGAAGGUACAGUGGAGUAGCAGCUUAUACAGCAGUGUUUAGUUAGUCAAUUCAGGAAGUAAACAGAAAUUCCAAUUCAAUAAUUGAAAAAAGGGCAUCCAUUUUCAAUGACUUCUCAAAAAAGGAGGAGAAGCUAUUUAUUUCAAAAGUUGUUGCAUUUGUAAUUUAUUCUAAUCACUUCCUGAAUUGAGUGUCUUCAAUUCAAAUUUACCCCAAACGGGUUAUACAUUAGCCUGAGGAAGGUGGGUGGUGAGAUAGUGUUCUAUUGGUUAAUGUAUAGGCCCCCCCCCCCUGGGAAAGAUUAUACUGCCAGAGAUGAGAGGUUGAGAAGGUUUAUAGGUGCUUUAUAAAUCUAUAAUUAAACAUCCUGACUUUGUAGCGGUUUAAAUGUGACUAAAGGGGACAGUGUUCCCUGGCUGAAGGUUGAGCCGAGGCACAUAAAACAAUGGCAUUUAUUCUAUAUGAGGGAUUAUGGUCAUGUAGCGCCUAAUGCAUAAUGAGAUUUUAAUGCAUUCCAUUAUGUCAUAAAAUGUACAAUAUAGAAUGUGAAUGUGUGGAUAAUUCCUUAGACAGCUUCUUCGUAAAUCUUUGUUUUCAUUAUACCUCGGAAAUACUUCAUUGUUUUGGACCUAAACCACCUGUUUAUAAUUCACAGCAUUAUGUAGUUUAUGGCUUACUUGAGUAUUAGUUUAUGGUGUUGGCACAGAACAAUGGUUGUUGGUUUAGGUUCAGCUGUAUUUUAUGACAUUUUAGUUUUUUGUCAUAUUCAUGACAAUAUCAUCACGCUGUUAUGACGUACAGUUCAAAUAAAGUGUUACUGGAUCCUGGUAUGAUCAUGCUAUGCACCAUAGAUACAGUACAGUACUCAAUGUGCUUUCUUUUUGGGGGGGCAAUUUUGCACUCCUAAAUCAAUUACAUUGGCACACAGAGGAAGAUCUGACUCAGUAUCUCAAUGUCAACGAUACAGUAUCAGUGUGCUUGUAUGUGUUUCCUUGAACAUGGCUGGUCUCCUGUCAUGGCUCCCCAUUUAGCUUUCCAAAGGCCAGGGUCAGAGUCUGGGUGAAGUUAGAGUGCCAACAGAACCUGAGUACCUGAGGGCGCUCCCCGUGGCUCGUUAUCAUUAAUACAGGGAUAAUGAUUCAUUAUAGCUUUAUUGUACCCAGGAUCACUCCCGUUUUGAUUUGUAUUUUAACUCGCUGCUGCCAAAACUCUUCAGAGCAGAGACCAUUUCUGUAUUAUUAGACCAAUGUAAUCACUCUAAUGAAGGUGAUGUUAGAACUGUUGCAGUGCAGACCCAUAAAAGGCUGUUAUGAAUCGUAAGGGCUUUUCACAUGGUAUCUUCUUAAUUUGUGGUUAACAAUACCCCAGGGCUAGCUCACCCGCCAUUCACACAAUCAAUUGUUAACCCUGGGGUAACUGAACCCAACUGUCUGGAGUAGAAUAUGAGGGCUCCACAAAACAGGUUACAGGGAUUUUCUGAAUCAUCUUAGGUUGCUUUAAAGGCCCAGUGCAGGCAAAAACAUGCCUUUCCUGUGUUUUUAUAUGUACUUCCACACUAUGAGGUUGGAAUAAUACUGUGAAAAUUAUAAUAUUGUAUUUUUAGUGUAAGAGCUGUUUAAAAAGACUGCCUGAAAUUUCAGCCUGUUUUGGUGGCAUGGAGAUUUUCAGACUCUGCCAAUAAAAGCUCAUUUUCAGUUUUCCCCUCCCAACUCAGACCAUUCCCAAACAGUCCUAGCAAAAUUCUUGCUUGAGAAAUUGCUCUUUGCUAAGAAGCUAUUUUUGUUUCUUUUUGACACAUUUAAUUGAAAACAAUCACAGUAAGGUACUUAAUUGUUACCCAGAAAUGAUUUGAUAUUGAGAUGAAAAGGUCCUACCUGUUUCCUCUCCUCUAACCCACAGGUAAUCCACAGGACGUCUACCCCCAGUGCUCUAGCCGUGGACUGGAUAGGAAAGAACCUGUACUGGUGUGACAUAGGGAAGAAGAGUCUGGAGGUGUCCAAGGCUAACGGCCUCUAUCCUGUGGUAUUGGUCAGCACUGGUCUGGACAACCCUACUGACCUGGCUCUGGAUGCAGACACUGGGCAUGUACAACUCUACAUCUUCUCCCUCUCGGUCUACAUAAUGCUACGUGUUAUAUCUGUCACAGUA
Messenger RNA from Coregonus sp. 'balchen', 68970 nucleotides. Lineage: Eukaryota; Metazoa; Chordata; Actinopteri; Salmoniformes; Salmonidae. The record is from the annotation of a GenBank genome assembly.